Messenger RNA from Coregonus sp. 'balchen', 49179 nucleotides. The record is from the annotation of a GenBank genome assembly. NCBI's taxonomy places the organism in Eukaryota, Metazoa, Chordata, Actinopteri, Salmoniformes, Salmonidae.
AUGCACAUGGUGGACCUGAUGAGCUCCAUCGUGUGUGAGGGGGAUUCGGUCUCCCAGGAGCUGUUGGACACUGUCUUGGUUAACCUGGUCCCUGUCCAUAAGGUGCAACAUAUUACCAACCAAAUGGAAGAAAUUUGAUUGAAACAGGGAUUGAAACGUUUUCCAUUAGGUGCCCUAAUGAACACAACCCUGGCUUCACCUUUUUAAAUAGUAAACACAUGUUGGUGUGUGUUAUUUUGUUUCUGAUGUUUCGUUGUUUUUGUUUGAGCAGAACUUGAACAAGCAGGCGUACGACCUGGCAAAAGCUCUGCUGAAAAGGACUGCUCAGGCCAUCGAGCCAUACAUAACUAACGUGAGUUGUCUUUGUGGAUUGUGGUAAACACCCAAUGUGUCUUGCUAACACUGCUGGGUGUUAACAGUAUUACUGUUUUGUGUGUGUGUACGGGUGCAGGGUGCGAUUAUCAACAAAUGUAGGUCUAGAUUCGAUUUCGACAUGUUGACAAUAAAGAGGUCUCACAGAUUGAAAUACUGUAUUUUAAUAUCAACAAAUAUGAGCCUCAUACAUUUGUUUUAAUAUAAACAACCAAUCUCAUUGAUUCAUGUCUUUCAAGCAUCUCAUAGAAAAGUCAAUGUUUUAACAUGUAAAAUGUACAAACACUGCAACACGUAGCCUACGGAAUACAUUCAUUUUUCAAUUGUUGGCUAAUUUAAUUCAAACAUAGUCAUUCAUUUCAGUAGUAAUUUCAUGUCAGAAAUUAAAAGACAGUUUGUUUGAAUGUGAUUCACUGAACAGAACUAAACAGAAUAGGUAUUUUUAAUUGUCAACAGCUAGCAUAUACUGAAGGAAAAUUGUCAUUCAACAAAUAUGUAGCGUUAAUCUGUGCGCUAGUUCAUCUGUGUUUGUGUGUGUGUGUGUCUUUGGAAAAGAGGGAACAGUCCUGGCUGGAAAACUCUGCUGUAGAAUCCAUCUGCAGAGCCCUCUGGGCUCGGCCCUGCCUGAGCACAUUCAUCAUUGGAGCCCACAGGAAAAGCCAGCGUGCGUGUGUGUGUGUCAGUGAACAGAACAGACGUGUAACCCAGGCUGUGUUGUUCCUUCCCCCCCAAGUUCUUUAACCUGGUACUGAUGCUGGGGAAGACGUCGGUCAGCGACCUGUCGGAGCACGUGUUCGACCUGAUCCUCGAGCUCUACAAUAUCGACAGCCACCUCCUCUUGUCGGUGCUGCCGCAGCUAGAGUUUAAACUCAAGGUAGCGACACUCCCUUACGCAUGCACGCACAGACAGACAGACAGACAGACAGACAGACAGACAGACAGAGAGAGACACACACUCACACACACACACACACACACAUUACACCACUAACUGCCACUUGGAGCUUCCAGACAGCUCAGAGUGCUUUUAACACUGGGCUCAGAGUGUAGGCUAUGUUUGGUUGCAUAACCUUUGAUAAAUUGCUGUGUUUAACCUUGGGCCCGACUCGGCAUCGUUAUGAGCAAAGCUGAGGUGCUGUGGAACGGUACAAACACAAAGCAGUGACUAAUGAUGCCAGUCAGUCAUUGUAAACAAGCAUUUGUUCUCAAUUGACUAAAUAAAGGUUAAAUGAAAAAUAAUGUAAACUGGUUUGUGAGUUGCCAAAUCAAUUUUAUCUUACUUUUUUCAGAGCAACGACAACGACGAGAGGCUACAGGUGGUGAAACUGCUGGCCAAAAUGUUUGGAGCCAAGGACUCUGAACUCGCAGCGCAAAAUAAACCUCUGUGGCAGUGUUAUCUCGGAAGGUAAGAAUAUGCCGUUUUUUUUUUUUUUAAUGAUUUUUUAAUCAUAUUGCUGUCGUUUUACAAUGUAUGUCUUCUGUCUCCUACAGGUUCAAUGACAUCCACGUUCCCAUUCGACUGGAAUGUGUGAAAUUUGCCAGCCAUUGUCUGAUGAACCACCCUGACUUAGCCAAGGACCUGACAGGUAGGAUGGCAUUGAAUAAAAUAAUAUGUUAGAAAGGCAUUCAUUCAUUUUUAAUUUGGUACGCAACCAGGUCCCGAUUCAGACUUGAUAUAAGUAGACUCAAAAUGGACUUACGUCAAUAAAACAUGGACUGAAUUUUUUUUAAAACUUAUGUCCAUGUCAAGUCAACUUAUCUCAAGUCUGAAUAGGGCCCUGGUUGCAUACCAAAUUAAAAAUGAAUGAAUGCCUUUCCAACAGAUUAUUUUAGGGUUAUUCAGAGUUACUGUGGGUUGAAAUCUUCAUUGAGAUAUGCAUGCCCAACUGCCGCUUUCACGCAAAUCAUUCAUCAAUGUCAAUUGGUUGAUUUGCGUGUCAAUUUUAGUUGCGGCUACAGAUCUCAAGUAAGGAUUCCGCACACGUGGAUGAUCUUUUACCGUUGUCCCCACAAGUUAUCCUAGACUUGUUGUUGGUGUCCUUUGUAGAGUUUUUAAAGGUGAGGUCCCACGACCCCGAAGAAGCCAUCCGCCACGAUGUCAUUGUGUCCAUCGUGGCGGCGGCUAAAAAGGACCUAGUGCUCGUCAACGACCAGCUGCUGAACUUUGUGAGGGAGAGGACGCUUGACAAGAGGGUGAGUUUUCUAAUCGACUGUUUGAGUACGCUAUGCAGAAGUUUGGUCCUGUCCAUUUUAGAAUAAAAAAAUAAGUAGGUUUGUCUGAACCAGAAUGGUCCAUAGGGCAGGAGCCUAUCUCUGUUCCUGUAGCGUGAGGCAGCUUGAUGUACAAGUACACUUGCUGGACAGAAGGUAGUCUAUCGCAGGGCCUUACCUUGGCCUGUGGCGGUCAUGAAAUGUUGUCAGCUGGUUAUUGUCAUGCAAAUGCCUGCCGGUCUCACGGUAAUUAACGGUAAAAACCGUUAUUUAACAUAAACACCUUAAGCAUCACCAGGCCUCCACUCAUACAAGCCGCUGAUGCACGCCUUUGGAACAUCUACAUUUAAAAAAAAGUCUAAUAAAUACAUUUAAUAUACACCAUCACAAUACAUCCAUUUUUUAUUGUAGUCAGGUCUAAAGAAACAUUAUGAUAUGAAGAAAAUGUAUUUUAGAAGAACAGAAUAUGAGUUGGCCAGCCAACUGUAGCCUAUGUUAUCUGGCUAUGCUCCAUGCCAUAGGCUGUAGGCUUGUUCAUUUAGCUGGCAAGAUAUGCUUAAGUCCUGUGCCAUUAUUUUAUUUUAUAUGAUUUUAUAGUAAGAAGAAUAUAACGUAGCUGAAUAAAAUAUAAAUAAUAUUUUUCCAUUAUGGAGCGGCUGCGCAUAUGAAGUGGCUAUGUAGAUAAUUUGAAACAGGUCCUAUAUGCUAGAUUUAGAAUUAUUUGGCAACUUUAGUUGUGAAUCAUACAAACCUUAAAAUGACUUAGAAAUCAAAACGUAUACAGACAAGUGACUAUGUAUGUGGCAGGGAUUCCAGACAAUCACAGAGUACAAAGGGAAAACCAGCCACGUCGCGGACACCGACGUCUUGCUCCCGGACAAGCUAAACAACAUCUUUGCCUGUUUUUAGGAUAACACAGUGCCUCCGAUGCGGGCCGCUCCCGAGGGUCCUGGACUUCCUGAUCACCAAUGACUGCUUGGCCACGUACGCCUUCAACUCAAUCAUCAAGUUUGCAGGCGACACAACAGUAGUAGGCCUGAUUACCAACAAUGACGAGCCCAGGUGGAGUGGUGCCAGGAAAAUAAACUCUCCCUCAACGUCAACAAAGCGAAGGAGCUGAUCAUGGACUUAAGGAGACAGCAGAGGGAGCACGUCCACAUCGACGGGGGAGCAGUGGAAAAGGUGAAAAGCUUCAAGUUCCUCGGCAUACACAUCACUGACAAUCUGAAUUGGUCCACCCACACAGACAGUGUGGUGAAGAAGGUGCAACAGUGCCUCUUUAACCUCAAGAGGCUGAAGAAAUUUGUCUUGGCCCGUAAGACCCUCACAUUUUCACAGUAAAACAAGUCCCAUAUCGACAUAACCUGAAUGGCCGCUCAGCAAGGAAGAAGCCACUGCUCCAAAACCGCCAUAAAAAAGCCAGACUACGGUUUGCAACUGCACAUGGGGACAAAGAUCAUACUUUUUGGAGAAAUGUCCUCUGGUCUGAUGAAACAAAAUAGAACUGUUUGGCCAUGAUGAACAUCGUUAUGUUUGGAGGAAAAAGGGGGACGCUUACAAGCCGAAGAACACCAUCCCAACCAUGAAGAAUGGGGGUGGCAGCAUCAUGCUGUGGGGGUGCUUUGCUGCAGGAGGGACUGGUGCACUUCACAAAAUAGAUGGCAUCAUGAGGAAGGAAAAUUAUGUGGAUAUAUUGAAGCAACAUCUCAAGACAUCAGUCAGGAAGUUAAAGCUUGGUCGCAAAUGGGUCUUCCAAAUGGACAAUGACCCCAAGCAUACUUCCAAAGUUGUGGCAAAAUGCCUUAAGGACAACAAAGUCAAGGAAUUGGAGUGGCCAUCACAAAGCCCUGACCUCAAUCAUAUAGAACAUUUGUGGGCAGAACUGAAAAAGCGUGUGCGAGCAAGGAGGCCUACAAACCUGACUCAGUUACACCAGCUCUGUCAGGAGGAAUGGGCCAGAAUUCACCCAACUUAUUGUGGAAAGCUUGUGGAAGGCUACCCGAAAAGUUUGACCCAAGUUAAACAAUUUAAAGGCAAUGCUACCAAAUACUAAUUGAGUGUAUGUAAACUUCUGACCCACUGGGAAUGUGAUGAAAGAAAUAAAAGCUGAAAGAAAUCAUUCUCUCUACUAUUAUUCUGACAUUUCACAUUCUUAAAAUAAAGUGAUGAUCCUGACUGACCUAAGACAGGGAAUUUUUACUAGGAUUAAAUGUCAGGAAUUGUGAAAAACUGAGUUUAAAUGUAUUUGGCUAAGGUGUAUGUAAACUUCUGACUUCAACUGUACAUACUGUUUUACUCAUUUCAUAUGUACAGUAUAUACUGUAUUCUAGUCAAGGCCAUCCUAUUCAACUAUUGCUGUAUAUACAGUAUACUAUUCUAUCCUACGUAUUCUACAGAUAUACUGAAUAUUCUAUCCACAUACUGUCCAUAAUGUCUUUACAUACCAUCACAUAUCUCUCUAUCUAUAUCUCUGUCUAUAUCUCUCUCUCAUAUAUAUAUAUAUAUAUAUAUAUAUAUAUAUAUAUAUAUAUAUAAUAUAUAUAGAUAUAUAUAUAUAUAUAUAUAUAUAUAUAUAUAUAUAUAUAUAUAUAUAUAUAUAUAUAUAUAUCUAUAUAUAUAUAUAUAUAUAUAUAUAUAUAUAUAUAUAUAUAUAUAUAUACAGUGAGGGAAAAAAUAAUUUGAUCCCCUGCUGAUUUUGUACGUUUGCCCACUGACAAAGACAUGAUCAGUCUAUCAUGUUAAUAGUAGGUUUAUUUGAACAGUGAGAGACAGAAUAACAACAACAAAAUCAAGAAAAACGCAUGUCAAAAAUGUUAUAAAUUGAUUUGCAUUUUAAUGAGGGAAAUAAGUAGUUUCUGGGAGCCAGAAAUCUUUCUGAUUGAGAGGGGGUCAAAUACUUAUUUCCCGAAUUAAAAUGCAAAUCAAUUUAUAACAUUUUUGACAUGCGUUUUUUCUGGAUUUUUUUUUUGUUAUUCUGUCUCUCACUUUUCAAAUAAACCUACCAUUAAAAUUAUAGACUGAUCAUGUCUUUGUCAGUGGGCAAACAUACAAAAUCAGCAGGGGAUCAAAUACUUUUUUCCCUCACUGUGUAUAUAUAUAUACACACACACACACACACACACACACACACACACACACACAGUACCAGUCAAAAGUUUGGACACCUACUCAUUCAAGGGUUUUUCUUAAUUUUUUUACUAUUUUCUACAUUGUAGAAAAAUAGUGAAGACAUCAAAACUAUGAAAUAACACAUGGAAUCAUGUAGUAACCAAAAAGUGUUAAACAAAUGAAAAUAUAUUUUCUAUUUGAGAUUCUUCAAAGUAGCCACCCUUUGCCUUGAUGACAGCUUUGCACACUCUUGGAAUUCUCUACACCAGCUUCAUGAGGUAUUCACCUGGAAUGCAUUUCAAUUAACAGGUGUGCCUUGUUAAAAGUUAAUUAGUGGAAUGUGUUUCUUUAAUGAGUUUGAGCCAAUCAGUUGUGUUGUGACAAGGUAGGGGGGGUAUACAGAAGAUAGUCCUAUUUGGUAAAACAGCUCAAAUAAGCAAAGCGAAACGACAGUCCAUCAUUACUUUAAGACAUGAAGGUCACUCUAUCUGGAAAAUGUCAAGAACUUUGAACGUUUCUUCAAGUGCAGUCGCAAAAACUAUAAAGCGCUAUGAUGAAAAUGGCUCUCAUGAGGACCGCCACAGCAAAGGAAGACCCAGAAUGUCCUCUGCUGCAGAGGAUAAGUUAAUUGGCAUUACCAGCCUCAGAAAUUACAGCCCAAAUAAAUGCUUCAUAGAGUUCAAGUAACAGACACAUCUCAACAUCAACUGUUCAGAGGAGACUGCAUGAUUCAGGCCUUCAUGGUCGAUUUGCUGCAAUGAAAUGGACAUUAGACCGGUGGAAAUCUGUUCCAAAUUUGAGAUUUUUGGUUCCAACCGCCGUGUCUUUGUGAGACGCAGAGUAGUUGAACGGAUGAUCUCCGCAUGUGUGGUUUCCUCCGUGAAGCAUGGUGUUUUGGUGUGUGGGUGCUUUGCUGGUGACACUGUCUGUGAUUUAUUUAGAAUUCAAAGCACACUUAACCAUCAUGGCUACCACAGUAUUCUGCAGCCAUCCCAUCUGGUUUGCGCUUAGUGGGACUAUCAUUUGUUUUUCAACAGGACAAUGACCUAACACACCUCCAGACUGUGUAAGGGCAAUUUGACCAAGAAGGAUAGUAAUGGAGUGCUGCAUCAGAUGACCUGGCCUCCACAGUCACCCGACCUCAACCCAAUUGAGAUGGUUUGGGAUGAGUUGGACCGCAGAGUGAAGAAAAAGCAGCCAACAAGUGCUCAGCAUAUGUGGGAACUCCUUCAAGACUGUUGGAAAUACAUUCCAGGGGAAGCUGGUUGAGAGAAUGCAAGGAGUGUGCAAAGCUGUCAAGGCAAAGGGUGGCUACUUUGAAGAAUCUCAAAUAUAAAAUAUAUUUUCAUUUGUUUAACACUUUUUUGGUUACUACAUGAUUCCAUAUGUGUUAUUUCAUAGUUUUGAUGUCUUCACUAUUAUUCUACAAUGUAGAAAAUAGUAAAAAUAAAGAAAAACCCUUGAAUGAGUAGGUGUGUCCAAACUUUCAAAAUGACAGACCUCUACAUGCUUUGUAAGUAGGAAAACCUGCAAAAUCGGCAGUGUAUCAAAUACUUGUUCUCCCCACUGUAUAUAUAUAUAUAUGUAUAUAUAUUGCAUAAAAGGAGAUUACCGUGACUCAACGGUCACAUGGAAUUUUACUGCAUUCAUGACUCAUUACUAGGGCUGUUGCGGUGACCGUAUUACCGCCACACCGGUGGUCACGAGUCAUGAAGGCAGUCAAAUUCCACAUGACUGUUUAGUCAGGGUAAUUAGGCUUUUCUAAGCUCUGAUGCUGCUGCUGGUCUUUAGUAGCAUACCAAACUUGCUAACUGCCUGGUACUCAGCACUCUAUUGUCCCUCUAAUCACUCUGACAUUUACAUUUACAUUUAAGUCAUUUUGCAGACGCUCUUAUCCAGAUCAAUGCAAAUGUGUUCGAAAAUCUAAUCAAACAUUUAAUGAGAGCCCAUGAGCUCAUGUUGCGCAACAUUUCUAUAGGCUAUGCAAUUGUGGGAGAAAACAGAGUGAUAGCCGCUGAUAAAAAGAGGAGGAUCCCAUCAGCUUUCUAUAGGCUAGGCCUACUAUAUUUAUUUCUCAUCUUUCCUAAUAUUAAGCACAUUGCUUAUACAGUGGGGGAAAAAAGUAUUUAGUCAGCCACCAAUUGUGCAAGUUCUCCCACUUAAAAAGAUGAGAGAGGCCUGUAAUUUUCAUCAUUGGUACACGUCAACUAUUGACAGACAAAAUGAGAUUUUUUUUUCUCCAGAAAAUCACAUUGUAGGAUUUUUUAUUAAUUUAUUUGCAAAUUAUGGUGGAAAAUAAGUAUUUGGUCAAUAACAAAAGUUUCUCAAUACUUUGUUAUAUACCCUUUGUUGGCAAUGACACAGGUCAAACGUUUUCUGUAAGUCUUCACAAGGUUUUCACACACUGUUGCUGGUAUUUUGGCCCAUUCCUCCAUGCAGAUCUCCUCUAGAGCAGUGAUGUUUUGGGGCUGUCGCUGGGCAACACGGACUUUCAACUCCCUCCAAAGAUUUUCUAUGGGGUUGAGAUCUGGAGACUGGCUAGGCAACUCCAGGACCUUGAAAUGCUUCUUACGAAGCCACUCCUUCGUUGCCCGGGAGGUGUGUUUGGGAUCAUUGUCAUGCUGAAAGACCCAGCCACGUUUCAUCUUCAAUGCCCUUGCUGAUGGAAGGAGGUUUUCACUCAAAAUCUCACGAUACAUGGCCCCAUUCAUUCUUUCCUUUACACGUCCUGGUCCUUUUGCAGAAAAACAGCCCCAAAGCAUGAUGUUUCCACCCCCAUGCUUCACAGUAGGUAUGGUGUUCUUUGGAUGCAACUCAGCAUUCUUUGUCCUCCAAACACGACGAGUUGAGUUUUUACCAAAAAGUUAUAUUUUGGUUUCAUCUGACCAUAUGACAUUCUCCCAAUCCUCUUCUGGAUCAUCCAAAUGCACUCUAGCAAACUUCAGACGGGCCUGGACAUGUACUGGCUUAAGCAGGGGGACACGUCUGGCACUGCAGGAUUUGAGUCCCUGGCGGCGUAGUGUGUUACUGAUGGUAGGCUUUGUUACUUUGGUCCCAGCUCUCUGCAGGUCAUUCACUAGGUCCCACCGUGUGGUUCUGGGAUUUUUGCUCACCGUUCUUGUGAUCAUUUUGACCCCACUGGGUGAGAUCUUGCGUGGAGCCCCAGAUCGAGGGAGAUUAUCAGUGGUCUUGUAUGUCUUCCAUUUCCUAAUAAUUGCUCCCACAGUUGAUUUCUUCAAACCAAGCUGCUUACCUAUUGCAGAUUCAGUCUUCCCAGCCUGGUGCAGGUCUACAAUUUUGUUUCUGGUGUCCUUUGACAGCUCCUUGGUCUUGGCCAUAGUGGAGUUUGGAGUGUGACUGUUUGAGGUUGUGGACAGGUGUCUUUUAUACUGAUAACAAGUUCAAACAGGUGCCAUUAAUACAGGUAACGAGUGGAGGACAGAGGUGCCUCUUAAAGAAGAAGUUACAGGUCUGUGAGAGCCAGAAAUCUUGCUUGUUUUAUAGGUGACCAAAUACUUAUUUUCCACCAUAAUUUGCAAAUAAAUUCAUAAAAAAUCCUACAAUGUGAUUUUCUGGAGAAUAAAAUUUUCGUUAGUUGACGUGUACCUAUGAUGAAAAUUACAGGCCUCUCUCAUCUUUUUAAGUGGGAGAACUUGCACAAUUGGUGGCUGACUAAAUACUUUUUUCCCCCACUGUAUUUACAACAGGAGUAUAGCCUACCUGGCUGGCAUGAAAAUAAACCACUGAGAAAAGCGUCCUCCAUAUGCUAUUUAAGUGCAUAGAUGAUGUCACGACGAUCUUGACGAGAAGGAGUAGACCAAGGCGCAGCGUGUGAAACGAACAUGACUUUAAUUAGUAAAGCACAAGUACAAAACAAAACACGAUCGUGAAGUCCACAGUAACACUGACUGAACACGGAACAAAAACCCACAACCCCAAGGUGAAAACAGACAGUAUAAAUAUGGCUCCCAAUCAGAGACAACGAGCCAACAGCUGACACUCGUUACCUCUGAUUGGGAGUCACUCAUUCAAACAAAGAAAUACAACCACAUAGAACAACCCAACCAAACAGAACACCACGAAACAAACACACCCUGGCUCAACAUACAAAGUCCCGGAGCCAGAGCGUGACAGAUGACAUGUAUUUUUUCCCGCUGCCCCUGUUUCGAUACAGGUGGAUGAUAAUGGUCCAUUCUAAAUCAAAACAAAUGUCACACAUAUAUUAUUUAGUAUAUGUUUUGACAAGAUUAAAUCAAGAAUAGUCUGAUGGCUGACAAUAUUAGCCUUUCACUUGUGAAUGAUAUAUUAUCACUUGUGAAUGAUGCCCAGCAUAAGAAACAAUGCCUAGCCCAUAGGCCUAUAUAUUUUAAUAAGGUUUGUAUCACAACUAAAGUGGCCAAAUAACUUCUUAAAAUUAAGCACAUUAAUCUGUUUUACAAGGGGUGUAGAGCCUAACUGGCAUAUAAACUCAGCAAAAAAAGAAACGUCCCUCUUUCGGAGAUAAUUUGUGAAAGUCCAAAUAACUUCACAGAUCUUCAUUGUAAAGGGUUUAAAUACUGUUUCCCAUGCUUGUUUAAUGAACCAUAAACAAUUAAUGAACAUGCACCUGUGGAACGGUCAUUAAGACACUAACAGCUUACAGACGGUAGGCAAUUAAUGUCACAGUUUUGAAAACUUCGGACACUAAAUAGGCCUUUCUACUGACUCUGAAAAACAGGACGGACAGCGGAUCGUCCUCGUACUAGCAGACCACGUGUAACAACACCUGCACAGGAUCGGUACAUCCGAACAUCACACCUGCGGGACAGGUACAGGAUGGUAACAACAACUGCCCGAGUUACACCAGGAACACACAAUCCCUCCAUCAGUCCUCAGACUGUCCGCAAUAGGCUGAGAGAGGCUGGACUGAGGGCUUGUAGGCCUGUUGUAAGGCAGGUCCUCAUCAGACAUCACCGGCAACAACAUCGCCUAUGGGCACAAACCCACCGUCGCUGGACCAGACAGGACUGGCAAAAAGUGCUCUUCACUGACGAGUCGUGGUUUUGUCUCACCGGGGGUGAUGGUCGGAUUCACAUUUAUCGUCGAAGGAACUUGUUCAGUUUAUAUCUCAGUUGCUGAAUCUUGUUAUGUUCAUACAAUUAUUUACACGUUAAUUUUGCUGAAAAUAAACCCAGUAGACAGUGAGAGGACUUUUCUUUUUUUGCUGAGUUCAUAAGCAUCGUGUGAGUUUCAAGUUUGGGGAAGUUAAUUUUCACCAUAAAAUUGCAUCUUUAUAAUAAAAGCAUUUCAUGCAUAAUGCCAUUUGCGGUCACUUUUGAUAAUGGUGUUUUCCGCUAAUGGAACUUUCGCUCUUAUAGCCUACUACCAUGUGUGCAUUGCUGCGCUUAUAAUGUGAAGAAUAAGCCUAAUAGUUUAUCAACAUUUUAAGCUAAACGUUCUGAUCUGUUGCAUCAGCCACAUUGCAUAAAAAAUGUUUUUGGAUGCUAGUGUUUGUAUUAAUUUGGGAUCUAUCGCAUCCCACAACUGUCCCAGACUGUGUUUGGAAUAUUUAUUUCUCGCACAGAAUACAAUUGGUCGACUUUUGUACUAUGGGUAUAGUAGAUUGACAUAGGCUAAUUAUUUUGCUGUUCGUUAGGCCUACUCAUCUUGUUGGCUGACGAAAAGAAAAUGUGGACAGUUCUUCCAAUAUCUUCAAUAUGCACCUCGGAAUUGGAUAACGACCCGUGCAGUUGCGUCCCCGAUGUGUCUGUCUUAACUUGUAGCCUGUGAGAAAGACCCGAUCACGUGACGGAGAGCUGUGUGAGUGAGAGGGAGAAGGGCACAACGCAGCACGCAAAAGGAAUAUAUUUUUUGGGGUUGAAUUACAGCCACAAAGGGCAUGCCACCAUGAAAUUCGAGGCAUUAUCAAGUGCUUGUCAAAUUGUGAAUGAGAGACGAUUGGAGUGUGUACAGCCUGCGCAAAAAACAAAGCAGAGCUCAUGCCUUUCAAGCAACUUUUUUCAAAUCAUCAUUGAGUCUCAUCAUGCAGCCUUACAAUGUAUUAAAAAUCCACACAUAUAGCCCAACGUUUGUAGAACAACUAAAGUUACAUUAAAUUACACUCUAUUACACUCUAAAUUAAGCAUAUCGGAGUACCUAUCUCUUUGUUAACCGCUCAACACAGAAUAGCCGCAUGUGCGCACUCCCUCAAGACAGUUGGAGAAAAUAUGUAUAUUUUGUUUGUUCAAUUGUAUUCUUCAUACCAUAAAAUAAUGCCAUGGAAUUAUAAGCAAAUCUUGUCUGCUAAAUGAACUAGUGUAGCCCACAGCCAUUUGGCAUAGCCACAUCAGGACCUAACAUAAGGACAACUCAGAGUUUGCUAUUCUUUUCUUCCGAAAGAGUCUAAAUUUUCUUCACAUCAUGCUUCUUUAGACCUGUCUAAAAUAAAUAAUGGAUUUAUUGUGAAGGUGUAGGCUAUAUUACAUGGAUUCAUUAGACUAUUUAAAAUGGCUUGUAGGCUAUGUGUGGAAGCCAGGAGAUGCUAAAUGUGUUUAUGUUAAUUAACGGUCAAUUACCGUGAGACUGAAAGUUAUUUGCUUGACAAUCACCGGCUGAUGAAAUUUCGGGACCGGUAAUACAGUCACCGCAACAGCCCAAGCCUUACCCCCAAUCCAUCUCCUUCAUGCUGAGUGCCAAGCAGAGAGGCAUCGGGUAUAACUCUACUGGACAUAACCUCCAAUCUUCCAAUCUCAGGGCGGACACUCUAACCACAAGGUUGAUUGAUAUUUUCAUUGAUUUUAUUUGCCAGUAAAAAGAGAACAUACAGUGAGGGAAAAAAGUAUUUGAUCCCCUGCUAUUUUGUAUGUUUGCCCACUGACAAAGACAUGAUCAGUCUAUAAUUUUAAUGGUAGGUUUAUUUGAACAGUGAGAGACAGAAUAACAACAGAAAAAUCCAGAAAAACGCAUGUCAAAAAUGUUAUAAAUUGAUUAGCAUUUUAAUGAGGGAAAUAAGUAUUUGACCCCUCUGCAAAACAUGACUUAGUACUUGGUGGCAAAACCCUUGUUGGCAGUCACAGAGGUCAGACGUUUCUUGUAGUUUGCCACCAGGUUUGCACACGUCUCAGGAGGGAUUUUGUCCCACUCAUCUUCUCUAAGUCAUUAAGGUUUCGAGCCUGACGUUUGGCAACUCGAACCUUCAGCUCCCUCCACAGAUUUUCUAUGGGAUUAAGGUCUAAAGACUGGCUAGGCCACUCCAGGACCUUCAUGUACUUCUUCUUGAGCCACUCCUUUGUUGCCUUGGCCGUGUGUUUUGGGUCAUUGUCAUGCUGGAAUACCCAUCCACGACCCAUUUUUCAAUGCCCUGGCUGAGGGAAGGAGGUUCUCACCCAAGAUUUGACGGUACAUGGCGCUGUCCAUCGUCCCUUUGAUGCGGUGAAGUUGUCCUGUCCCCUUAGCAGAAAAACACCCCCAAAGCAUAAUGUUUCCACCUUCAUGUUUGACGGUGGGGAUGGUGUUCUUGGGGUCAUAGGCAGCAUUCCUCCUCCUCCAAACACGGCGAGUUGAGUUGAUGCCAAAGAGCUCCAUUUUGGUCUCAUCUGACCACAACACUUUCACCCAGUUCUCCUCUGAAUUAUUCAGAUGUUCAUUGGCAAACUUCAGACAGGCCUUUAUAUGUGCUUUCUUGAGCAUGGGGACCUUGCGGGCGCUGCAGGAUUUCAGUCCUUCACGGCGUAGUGUGUUACCAAUUGUUUUCUUGGUGACUAUGGUCCCAGCUGCCUUGAGAUCAUUGACAAGUUCCUCCUGUGUAGUUCUGGGCUGAUUUCUCACCGUUCUCAUGAUCAUUGCAACUCCACGAGGUGAGAUCUUGCAUGGAGCUCCAGGCCGAGGGAGAUUGACAGUUAUUUUGUUUCUUCCAUUUGCGAAUAAUCGCACCAACUCUUGUCACCUUCUCACCUUCUCACCAAGCUGCUUGGCGACAGUCUUGUAGCCCAUUCCGGCCUUGUGUAGGUCUACAAUCUUGUCCCUGACAUCCUUGGAGAGCUCUUUGGUCUUGGCCAUGGUGGAGAGUUUGGAAUCUGAUUGAUUGAUUGCUUCUGUGGACAGGUGUCUUUUAUACAGGUAACUAUACAGGUAACUUUAAGAGUGUGCUCCUAAUCUCAGCUCGUUACCUGUAUAAAAGACACCUGGGAGCCAGAAAUCUUUCUGAUUGAGAGGGGGUCAAAUACUUAUUUCCCUCAUUAAAAUGCAAAUCAAUUUAUAACAUUUCUGACAUGCGUUUUUCUGGAUUUUUGUUGUUGUUAUUCUGUCUCUCACUGUUCAAAUAAACAUACCAUUCAAAUUAUAGACUGAUCAUUUCUUUGUCAGUGGGCAAACAUACAAAAUCAGCAGGGGAUCAAAUAAUUUUUUCCUUCACUGUACUCACAGUACAUACAUUUGACUGGGAUGUCACAAGAAAGUCUGACUUAUUUCCAUUGUGGUCCCUAAAUUCCAUGGUGCAAAAACAUUACAACAUUACAUAGAUACAGAUAGAUUAUAUAGUUAGACACAUUACAUAGAUACAGACAUGAAACAAUUGUUCUAUUCCUUGAUCAUUAGCCAGGUCAGUGAGUUGGUGCCAAACAGAGCAUCUGUUUUCUGAAAUCUCUGUCAUUGUUGCCAUGUUACAUGUUCUGUUACUCAACCCUCCAGCAUAACUGGGUGGGGAGAAUAAAUGAUGCUAUGACAGCAGUAGAAUCGACCUGUGCUAUAAUGCUGAGAACGCUGUCUUUGUGAACUCUCUGAAGAAAAUAAAUUAACAACUAGGCAUAUACUUUUUUUGUUUAAAUCUGUGUGCUUUUCCCCUUUUUGGGGAGUAUACAUGGACACUGUUUGUAGGUGUCACGAUCGUCGGUGAGAGAUGAGGACCAAGGCGCAGCGUUGAAUGUGAACAUAUUUAUUUAAUUUGAUGAUCACACGAUCAAAACAACAAAAUGAUGACGUGACAGUCAAUGGUCAUACACAAACCAAAUACGAACAAGAAACCACAAAUAAUGAAUGCCUAACGGCUACCUAAGUAUGACUCCCAAUCAGAGACAACGAGCUACAGCCGUCUCUGAUUGGGAGCCACCCUGGCCAACAUAGAUAUACAACAACUAGAACAUAAACAAAUGAAAACUCACACCCUGGCUCAACAUACUAGAGUCCCCAGAGCCAGGGCGUGACAGUACCCCCCCCCCCCCCCUAAAGGCGCGGACUCCGACCGCGCCAACCAAAUACCACAGGGGAGGGACCGGGUGGGCACUCCGCCUUGGCGGCGGAUCCGGCUCCGGGCAUGAUCCCCACUCGCUCUCCAACCCCCCAAGGUACCCCUGGUCCGGUCUGGCCCCGCUGGCCGGAGCUGGACUGCACACUGGUGGAGCGGAUUGCUCCAGCUCCGGCGCGAAGCAUCUGACCGGUGCCGGACCAGCCACCGGUGGAACAGGCACGGGCCGUGCCGGACUGACGACGCACACCACUGGCUUGGUGUGGGGAGCAGGAGCGGGCCGAGCCGGGCUGUCGAAGCGCACCACUGACCUGGUGCGGGGAGCAGGAACGGGCCGAGCCGGGCUGACGAAGCGCACCACUGACUUGGUGCGGGGAGCAGGAACGGGCCGAGCCGGGCUGACGAAGCGCACCACUGACUUGGUGCGGGGAGCAGGAACGGGCCGAGCCGGGCUGACGAAGCGCACCCCUGACUUGGUGCGGGGAGCAGGAACGGGCCGAGCCGGGCUGACGAAGCGCACCACUGACUUGGUGCGGGGAGCAGGAACAGGCCAGACCGUACUGGGGACACACACCACUGGUCCUAUGCCGGGAUCUGGAAUGGGCCGGACCGGACUAGUAACACACCCCAGUACCUCUCGCCGUGCCUCUACACCUUCCACCCCCUCUUCGACCAGUGGCCCCCGUAACCUGGCGGCCUCCUCUGCCAACCCGCUGGGCCGCUCUGCCGCGGUCUCCUGCUGGCCCGUCGUCCACGGCGUUAGCCCCCCCCUAAAAAAUUUCUGGGCGUCUCUCCCCGUGGACCAGGCCUCCAUGUCUCUCGCCAGACUCUCACCCCACUGCUCCAAAGUCCAACCUCUCUCCUCUUCGCUUGGCUUGGCCCAGUCGAGACUCUUACUCCACUGCUCCCAAGUCCAUCCUCUCUCUUCUUCACGCUGCUUGGUCCUGUUAUGGUGGUUUCUUCUGUCACGAUCGUCGGUGAGAGAUGAGGACCAAGGCGCAGCGUUGAAUGUGAACAUAUUUAUUUAAUUUGAUGAUCACACGAUCAAAACAACAAAACGAUGACGUGACAGUCAAUGGUCAUACACAAACCAAAUACGAACAAGAAACCACAAAUAAUGAAUGCCUAACGGCUACCUAAGUAUGACUCCCAAUCAGAGACAACGAGCUACAGCCGUCUCUGAUUGGGAGCCACCCUGGCCAACAUAGAUAUACAACAACUAGAACAUAAACAAAUGAAAAUUCACACCCUGGCUCAACAUACUAGAGUCCCCAGAGCCAGGGCGUGACAGUAGGGGUGUGAUGGUGUUCACACUCACGGUUCAGUGCGUUUCACUGUAUUGAGGUCACAGUAUGUUUUUUUCACUCUAUUGUCCUGACAUAAGAAAUCAUAUUCAGACCAGACAAAAAAAUAUAUUUAUUAUAAAACAUUCCCAAGUUUACUCAACAAGUUUACUCAACAUCAUAAACUCCUAUUAUAUAUAUGUUUUUCUUCAUACAAUUGCAUCAUUAAUAUGGGCAGUCAUGUGAUUGUAUUAGAGAGUGUGUCGAGAGAGAAGACCUGGGGUAACGUUAGUCUUCACAUGCAAAUGGAAGUCCAUGCUGCACAAUUCAAACACAUCCAAAGAGUUCACUUUGUCUCAUGCUUGAGUGUUAGGGAUAAGGCCUAUAGCACUGCAAAGGUGAACUCUUUGGAUGUUUGAAUUGUGCAGCAUGGACUUCCAUUUACUAACGUUACCCCAGGUCUUUUCUCUCGACACACUCCAUUUCUAGCUCUAAUACAAUCCAGACAGACUUUAAUCAUUCGGCUAGCAGAAAUUAAUAAGUUAAACCAUAACUCAUAUCUCCUCAUAGCGUAUGUAUUUCCCAGAGAGCUCUCCGAAAGGAUUCACUAUGUCCCGACUAUUGACCCAUGUGAAUUACCCUAACGCAGCCUCUCUCUUCUCCUUGUCUUUAAUCUUCAGCUCCCUGUCUGUCUGCUGGGGGAUUAAAAAAUAAAUAAUAAUAUAAUAUGCCAUUUAGCAGACGCUUUUAUCCAAAGCGACUUACAGUCAUGCGUGCAUACAUUUUUGUGUAUGGGUGGUCCCGGGGAUCGAACCCACUACCUUGGCGUUACAAGCGCCGUGCUCUACCAGCUGAGCUACAGAGGACCAUUAUUAACACAUCGUUGACCUCCAUCUAUUGUCUGAAACAUUAGGGCGGUGUCUGACCUGACACCCAAUUCCCUAUGUAGUGCAUUGCUUUGGCCAAAUAUAGUGCACUAUAUAGGGAGUAGGUUGUAGGGUACAAGAGAAUAGGGUACUACUUUUGGCCAAAGUAAUGCACUAUAUAGGAAACUAAUCGGAUGCGCGACCUGUGUACACCCUGCCCCCCAGGACGCCUUUUCCCAUUUUCUAAACCUCCUUUUUACGCUCCAAAAUGAGUGCCAUUUCUGACUCACCCUAGGCUCGUAUAGUAGCCUUAGCCAGUCCACUGUGCUCAGUGAGUUAGCUUCCUGUGUUCUUCUUCUCCAGUGGAGGGUGCGUAAAGAGGCCAUGAUGGGUCUGGCUCAGAUCUACAAGAAGUACUCUCUCCAGGCAGAGGGAGGGAAGAAGGAAGCCUCCAAACAGAUCUCCUGGAUCAAGGACAAACUGCUCCACAUCUACUACCAGAACAGCAUCGAUGACAGGUUGGUGUAUAACACAUCUAUAACACACCCACAACACAGCUAUAACGAUCUACUAGAACAGCAUCGAUGACAGGUCCACGUAUAACACAUCUAUAACACAUCUACUACUAGAACAGCAUCGAUGACAGGUUGGUAUAUAAAACAUCUACUACCAAAACAGCAUAGAUGAAAGGUCAGUUUGAUUUUGCAGUACUGAAAUCAUAUUCCUUUUUGCCAUCGACUGCACUACUCAGCCAGGCAGUCUGGAUGCAGAACACAAACAGUUGAUGAGAUCUCGUAGUCAGACAUCCAAGCUGACUUGUUGAGAUUUUAAAAAAAUCCUUGCCUGUUAGUAGCUAAAGAGGGAUAAGCUCAUUAAACAGCUCUUACUGAGAGAGACCAUAGCCUCCUAGUGAGAGAGGAUCUGAUUAGAGCACAGCACAGACACACGUUUAGCAGUCAAUUUCAGAUGGGCCAAAUUGGACUUACCAGCCGUUCUGAGGUUUGGCAAUGCACACUCGGAGCAAGCUUAGAAAUCGUAGCUCUAAGCCAUGUGGAGCAGUGAGUUGUCAUUAUUUAUAUAAUUUGGCAAGCAGGGUUGGGGUCAAUUCCAUUUCAAUUCCAGUCUAUUCAGAAAGUUAGCAAAUUCCAAUUUCACAUUUUUCUCAUUGAAAAGCAUUGAUGAGAAUUGGAAUUGGAAUUUUAGUGUACUUCCUGAAAUGGCUGGAAUUUAAAUGGAAUUGACCCCAACUAGAGAUGGGACCUGGUUGUGCCAGGGUCUGGUGUAGUGGUAGCGCUGCUGACCAAAGGCUACAUAUGCCCUAAAGCGGUAGGGGUUCAAGCCCCGAUUAUGCCUUACUUUCUCUACAUUCCCUGUAAUCUGUCUUCCCAUUUCAUUCCUUCUUUAAAAAACCUCCUAAAAAAAGAAAAAAGAAAUGCGUCCUUUAAAAUAACUAAAUGAAGAGUAUUUCUUGCAAACAUGCAACACAUUGGUUGAGCUUCAUUGUGACAACAAGACAACAUUGUUGCUGUGUUUGUGCCACAGGUUGUUGGUGGAGCGCAUCUUUGCCCAGUACAUGGUUCCUCACAACCUGGACACCACGGAGAGGAUGAAGUGUCUGUAUUACCUCUAUGCCACAUUGGAUGACAAUGCUGUGAAGUGAGUUCACUAACGUUACACCUACACCAUGGUCGUGUUCAUUAGGACACGCAACAGGAAACGUUUUUAAACAUUUUGCUCCAGAAAACAAAAAUGUGCAUUUCGUAUUAGUCCAUGUAGUCCCUCCCUGUUUCAAAAAUUUCCUCCAUUUGGUCCUUAAUGAACAUUACAUUUUGACUUAAAUAUUUUGUAUGAUCAUUGAAUUGGCACCCAUUUUUUGCUGCAGCUAUACAGGUACUGAGUUGUAUUUAAUUGUGCCCUUGACUUGUUUUCUGUGUAUCUACCAGAGCUCUGAACGAGAUGUGGAAGUGUCAAAACAUGCUCCGGCAUCACGUCAAAGAUCUCCUGGAUCUGGUCAAACAGCACAAAGUAAGGAAUAUGUUUGUGUCAUCGAUUUCUGUUUUGUUUUUAGAUGGUAUAUAAGUAUCACGUUUCAGGAGAAGACCCAGAUGCAGAUACUGUCGAAGUAACAAAAGUUUAUUACAAAAACAGGGGGCAGGCAAACGACAGGUCAAGGGCAGGCAGAGGUCAGUAUUCCAGAUCAGAGUCCAAAAGGUACAGAACGGCAGGCAGUCUCAGGGUCAGGGCAGGCAGAGGUCAAUAAUCCAGGGUGGUGUGACAAGGUACAGAAUGACAGGCAGGCUCAGGGUCAGGGCAGGCAGAAUGGUCAAAACCGGGAAAACUAGAAAACAGGAACUUGAGAAUGCCAGGAGCAAGUGGAAAACCGCUGGUAGGCUUGACGAAACAAAACGAACUGGCAACAGACAAACAGAGAACACAGGUAUAAAUACACUGGGGAUAAUGGGGAAGAUGGGCGACACCUGGAAGGGGUGGAGACAAUCAUAAAGACAGGUGAAACAGAUCAGGGUGUGACAAUAAGUUGUCUUUCACUCAACAUUUCCUGGGUAAUUUCAAUUAAUAAUACUGUAUAUCCAUUUAUUCUUGAAGAAUAGAACUUAUAAAUGCCGCAUGAGUUGUUUGAUCAUAUCAUAACCCAAAAUAUAAGGUUGUAUUUCUCCAUUAUUUAGGUUUUGUUGUCAUUUCAGUCUUUGAAAACAGUGUAUAGCUUCAAAAUAUGUUUAAAACUAUGUCAAUCUUACGGACUGUCAGUCCUUGCAUCCAAAGCUGUGUCUAUGAAUUUGAAAAUGGUUACAAUUCUCAAGCUGUAUACCAAACCAAAUGGUAUAAAGUGGGGUGAAUUACAGGAUUGUGGAUUGAAAUGACAGGUAAAAUGUUUGUUUUCAGAGCGAGUCCUACCAGAAAGCAGUGUUUGCCAAAGUCAUGAUCAUCACACGUAAGACUGUCCACUCAGUACAGACACUCUUGAUGCAGGAGAAUAGUUAUGUUCCCAUAGAAAUAAAAUUAGAACAUUUAUAUUAUAUAUGUGUGUAUAUACGUGUACUUUAUCUCUGUGGUUCCUCCUCCAUGAGUUUAAAGGGGCCAUCUUUGCUCGUUUUAACUAGGAAAUCUGCCAGACCCAGGCAAAGCCCAAGACUUUGUGAAAAAGUUUGCCCAGGUGCUGGAGGAGGAUGAGAAGAUCAGGAAACAGCUAGAGACUCUGGUCAGCCCCGACUGCUCCUGCAAGCAGGCCGAGGGAUGUGUGGUAAGACGACGUCGUCAUCAUUAAGUCAUAGUUGUUGUGUCGAUGCCCGGCACUCUUACAGCCCUCCUACAUUACAGCCAUCGGGCGUCCGGCAUUGCCAUCAGCCAUUGAAGGAAUGCUUCCUUUGAAAUCAAUCAAAUCUGCUAUACUGCCUGCGUUCAGGUUGCAUCGCGUCCAGAGUCAAGAAUCGCAGAGGUUGAAUUCUCAAUGGCUGACGUGCGCGUUCAUUCUAUCUAGUGAAUAUGCCUGCAUAUGACCUUGACUAUACACCACUGGUUAUUUUUGAUUUAUUAAGUCAAGAAGCUACUAGCUAGCAGAAACUCUAGCUAGCUAGCUAGCUACAUUGACUAUGUUCACAAUGUAAACAAAAGCAACUUGUUUAAUUAGAGGAUCAUUUAGUUGCGAAAAACUGGACCACAGCUAUUAUACUUACGCAUAAUCGAUGAAUAUGGUGCAGUAGGGGAAAAUAUAAUAAAUACGCUCUUCCCCUCUCAAAACAACACGCUCUGUGUAGCAGGUAGAACGUCACAUUGACGCGGCGCUGAUGGCAACAAAACGCAUAUAGUGUAGUGAAGAGUUACCAGUCUUUGUUCCUUAGGCACCAAACAGAUGCAAAUGGACUGAAACAGGGAAAGGACUUCCAGCCCGGUCCUUUCCAAUAAGAAAAGGACAUUUUAAUUUUCCAUUGCAAAGUGUUUUCCGUUGCGUGCCCAAAUGAACGCAACCCGGGGAUUCAAAUAUUUAGUGGACCACUGAAGGGGUCAGUCCGUUGAAUAACUAGAACUCUAAAAGGACAAUUAGGUUCAGGAAUGGCAACUUAAAUGACCUAUACAAUUAUUAAAUGCUUUUAUAAAGCUGACAUAUAUUUAUAUCAUUUAUAAGAAAGCUUCUUUGUUACUAGAGAAUGAUUGCCUCAUUAUAUCAUAGAAAUGUCCUCUCCACUAUGCCCUCUAUCAGCGACUUCACUCCAGUAUUUUGCAACCCACUAAUAAUGGUGGAAAGUGUGAAUGUCAUUGCUGCUAAGUCUCAGCAGGAUAAUGGAACAUUCAUCUAUUAGUUAAGUCAGUAAAUUAGCAGCUUGUAGAUAAAUGUGCUAAAUUGUUGUUAAAUAUGUUAAUUAUUUGUCUGGCGUCUCCAGGGUUGUGUUCAUUAGGGCAUAAAUCACUUUGCAACAGAAAACAAAAAUGUGUAAUUCUCAUUGGACAAGUUCAGAUUGUAUAAAGUUGUAUUUGUUUAAUUGCCUAGCCGACUGAACAUGGUCCAGGUGAUUACUAUUUAAGAGAAUGUGUGCCCAAAGCACAUUUUUGUUUUUGACCUAGCACUAACACACCUGAUUCAACUAAAUGGCUUGAUAAUGAGUUGGAAUCAAGUGUGUUAGUGCUAGGGCUAAAACAAAAAUUUGCAUUCCUUUGGAUCCCCAGGACAUGGAUUGGGAAACAAUGUGCCUACUUAAAUUAAGGUGAUACAGUGCCUUCAGAAAGUAUUCACACCACAUUACUUUUUCUAAAUUUUGUUUCAUUACAGCCUACAUUUUAAAUGGAUUACAUUUUGAUUUUGUCACUGGCCUAUACACAAUACCCCAUAAUGUAAAGUGGAAUUAUGUUUUUAGAAAUGUUUAGAAAUUAAUUAAAAAUGAAAAGCUGAUGUCUUGAGUCAAUAAGUACUCAACCCCUUUGUUAUGGCAAGCCUAAAAUAAGUUCAGGAGUAGAAAUUUGUUAAACAAGUCACAUAAUAACUCUGUAUGCAAUAAUUGUGUUACAGAGUUUAAUGGCUGUGAUAGGGGCUAAACUGAGGAUGGAUCAACAACAUUGUAGUUACUCCACAAUACUAACCUAAUUGACAGAGUGAAAAGAAGGAAGCCUGUACAGAAUACACAUUUUCCAAAACAUGCAUCCUGUUUGCAACAAGGCACUAAAGUGAAAAUGUGGCAAAGAAAUUGUCUUUAUGUCCUGAGUAAUUCAACACAACACAUCACUGAGUACCACUCUUCAUAUUUUCAUGCAUCAUGUUAUGGGUAUGCCUGUUAUUGGCAAGGACUAGGUCGUUUUUUAGGGUAAAAAUAAACGGAAAGAGCUAAGCACAGGCAAAAUCCUAGAGGAAAACCUGGUUCAGUCUGCUUUCCAUCAGACACUGGGAGACAAAUUCACCUUUCAGCAGGACAAAAAUCUAAAACACAAGGCCAAAUAUAUGCUGGAGUUGCUUACCAAGACGACAUUGAAUGUUCCUGAGUGGCCUAGUUACAGUUUUGACUUAAAUCGGCAAUGGCAAUACUUGCAAAUGGCUGUCUAGCAAUGAUCAACAACCAACUUGACAGAGCUUGAAGAAUUUUUAAAAGAAUGUGUUUGUAUAAUCCAGGUGUGCAAAGUUCUUAGAGACUUACCCAAAAAGACUCAAAGCUGUAAUCGCUGCCAAAGUUGAUUCUAACAUGUAUGACUCAGGGGUGUGAAUACUUAUGUAAAUUAGAUAUUUUUAUUUCAUUUUCAGUAAAUGUGCAAACAUUUAAAAAAUAUAUAUUUUCACUUUGUCAUUAUGGGGUAUUGUGUGUAGAUGGGUGAGAAAUAUAUAUUUUAUCAAUUUUGAAUUCAGGCUGUAAUACAACAAAAUGUGGAAUAAGUCAAGGGGUAUGAAUACUUUCUGAAGACACUGUAUGUCGUCUGUGUCAUGACUGGACUGUCUCUUCCUCCCCACCGCCCCACAGAGAGACAUCACUAAGAAGCUUGGAAGCCCCAAACAGCCCAGCAACCCCUUCCUAGAGAUGGUCAAGUUCCUGCUGGAGAGGAUCGCUCCUGUCCACAUAGACACUGAGUCUAUCAGGUACACACACGCCUUGACACAUUCCAUCAGGUGUCUAGUCUGGUCUUAGUCCACUGAGCACAGCCUUUUUCACCAGUGCCUAGAGUUUUUCGAGGUCAGGUCAUUUGGUCAGGAAAAACCCCCACUAUUCUCAUGCAUGUCCUAGCCCGCUAAUCCUAACCCUCUGCUCUGUCUGUCUCUACACAGUGCCCUGGUCAAGCAAGUGAACAAAUCUAUCGAGGGGACAGCCGAUGAUGAUGAAGAAGGCGUGCCAAUUGAAGACGCCAUCAGAGCUGGCCUAGAGCUGUUGAAGGUAACACACACACCAGCGCAUGCACACACAUACAACAGGGUUUCCAUUAGCUGGCUUUUGGCAAAAAUAAAUAAAUGAAAAGCUUAUAAAUAAAACUGUUGCUGGCUAAAAUGACCAAAAAAAAGAUUGUAUUGCAAAAUAAUGUUUUUUUAUUCAUUUAUGGAAAUACCAGUCGAUGGAAAUACAUUUGACCGUUAUGCUUAUCGGUCUGUGGGUUAAUUUGCAUAAUUAGGUGGAAUUAAAUUGGCCUGUUUGUAUUUUUCGUUAGUCAAAAUCAAAUCAAAUCGUAUUGUAUUUGUCACAUACGCCGAAUACAACGGGUGUAGACGUGAAAUGCUUAUUUACAAGCCCUUAACCAACAAUGCAGUUUAAAAGUUAGUUUAUUAUUAUUUUACUAAAGUUUAAAAAAGUAACACUACUUUUUUAGUCAUCAUGUAUCUUAUUCAUCCAACACAACUAUCACACAUACACAGCCUAUUUAGAGCAGGAGUUCUCCUGCAGCUCCUCAGGUGGUUGCUGCUGGAGUAAAACAUGUGCUUUUAUAAACCCAUUCAUUGUGCAACAAUUCUAAAUGCAAUCGUGUGUUAAAGACCGUUUUGGUGCAUGAUUGAAAAGCACUAUAUUUUUUUUCUCAACUGGCAAUUGAAGCACGCCUCCCAUUUACCAUUCAAGUGCAGGCAACAGGCUAUCAGCACAUCACCCACCACUUUACAAUAUGAGCUGGAGGCAGUAUGCAUUUUGAAAACAUACUUAAUUGUUUGAAACCUGAAUGUUUUAUUUAAUAUUAUGAGGCAUGUCUUACCUUGCUUCAAAGUAGCCUAUAGGCUAAAUUUAACCAUGGAAACGUGGAGGCAGUUAUUUUAUAAAGACUUCAUAGGCGGCGUGUGAGUUUCAAGUUUGGGGAAGCUUACAAUUUAUCCUACCAUUUCUACCGUUCUGCGUGCCAGUUAUGAUUUUCAUAUGGGCAUUUCCAUGGAACUGUUUCAUUUCAAUAAUAACAUUUUUGUUUCUCAAAAUCAUUGUCAUGUGGUUAAUAAUAAAAAUCAGAAUUAAAAUGAUAAAAAUCUAAAAGAUAAAAGUAAACUAAUGUGAGAUCACGAGCCUCUGCCAUAUGGACACAUUGAUACACCUUGAUCCAUUGGUGGCUAAAGAAAUGAGUGCAUGGAACUCAUAGCCUAUAGGCCAAUGCAGCAGUAGGCCUAUAACUUCCGUUCCUCUUUCACACCGAGGAUUUGGUGAUUAUCGAUGGGGAAGAUUGUUGGAAAGAUUUUUCAAAUAGUUUACGGUGAGGAACUAUAGAUUUAAUAUAUUAUCAUUUGCAAUGGAUGUUUAAAAAAACACUUUCCUACAUUUCCGCACGCUCCCUCAACAUUAUCAGGACAGGGAAACCAGACACAUGCUCAAUGCUCACAUGGAGCUCUCCAAACAAAAGACGGGGGACCGGUAUGAUAAAAAAAAUAAUUAUUAUGUAUGCACUCACUAACUGUAAGUCGCUCUGGAUAAGAGCGUCUGCUAAAUGACUAAAACAAUGAAAACAAUGACCAAUCUCAUAAAUGAUGGUUAUGAAAUUAACCAAAACUUAUUUCUCACAAGUGUAGCAGGUUGUGAACUCUGCAAACAACGUUUCCACUGAGAACGGUAAAUGACUGUAAUUAAUACAUGCAUUAACAGAAAUUAAUGUAACCAAAUGACAGGGAUUAACGGUACAUUUACUACUGGUGACUUAUGUAAUAAAAAAAGUAUUUAAAGGCAAACAAUUCACACAAUGAAACAAUGAAUGCGCAAGAAUUGGCCGGAGACAGCUGAGCCAUUCUGGAGAGAGGCUUGCCUAUAUCUUCAGCACACACCCCUCCCUUUCUUGUCUCUACAUUUUAAAUUAAACUCAAGACACAUUAUCUUCACACACAUUUUGGAUGCUUUUCACUGACAGCCGCAAGUCAAUAAUCAGGCCUAUUGCCACGCGCACUGCCCAAUUGCAGGCUUCCCAUAUAGACAGGCCUAUGAGCUUGUGAUUUGAAACAAUCCACAGCUAUUUUUUUAAAGAAGCUAAUGAUCAUUGAUUCCUCUGUGGCUAAGUCAUGCUUUCUGGUGAAGUAUUUUUAAUUAUUUUAUUUUUGUAUAGACCGGAGUAAGUAUACUAAACCAAAAUAUAAACGCAACAUGCAACAAUUUCAAAACUCGUUUUCUCAAGACUCUCUCUUGUCCCUCUGCAGCAGACAUAUAGUGAGCAAUAUGUUUGGAACAUCGAAUUGCAAUAAAAUUGCAGUAUCGAAACGCAUUCAUAUAUACUGAACAAAAAUAUAAAAGCACCAUGCAACACUUUCAAAGAUUUGACUGAGUUACAGUUCAUAUAAGGAAAUCAGUAAAUUGAAAUUUAUUCAUUAGGCCCUAAUCUAUGGAUUUCACAUGACUGGGAAUACAGAUAUGCAUCUGUUGGUCACAGAUACCUUUUAAAAAAAAGGUAGGGGUGUGGAUCAGAAAACCAGUCAGUAUCUGGUGUGACCACCAUUUGCCUCAUGCAGGGCGACACAUCUCCUUUGCAUAGAGUUGUAUCAGGCUGUUGAUUGUGGCAUGUGGAAUGUUGUUCAAUGGCUGUGCGAAGUUGCUGGAUAUUGGCGGGAACUGGAACACGCUGUCGUACACGUCGAUCCAGACCAUCCCAAACAUGCUCAAUGGGUGACAUGUCUGGUGAGUAUGCAGGCCAUGGAAGAACUGGGACAUUUUCAGCUUCCAGGAAUUGUGUACAGAUCCUUGCGACAUGGGGCCGUGCAUUAUCAUGCUGAAACAUGAGGUGAUGGCAGCAGAUGAAUGGCACAACAGUGGGCCUCAGGAUCUCGUCACGGUAUCUCUGCAUUCAAAUUGCCAUCGAUAAAAUGCAAUUGUGUUCGUUGUUAUGCCUGCCCGUACCAUAACCCCACCGCCACCAUGGGGCACUCUGUUCACAACGUUGACAUCAGCAUACCGCUCGCCCAAACGACACCAUACACGUGGUCUGCGUUUGUUAGGCCGGUUGGAUGUACUGCCAAAUUCUCUAAAACGACGUUGGAGGCAGCUUAUGGUAGAGAAAUUAACAUUACAUUAUCUGGCAACAGCUCUGGUGGACAUUCCUGCAGUCAGCAUGCCAAUUGCACGCUUCCUCAAAACCUGAGACAUCUGUGUCAUUGUGUUGUGUAACACAACUGCACAUUUUAGAGUGGCCUUUUAUUGUCCCCAGCACAAGGUGCACUUGUGUAAUGAUCGUGCUGUUUAAUCAGCUUCUUGAUAUGCUACACCUGUCAGUUGGAUGGAUUAUCUUGGCAAAGGAGAAAUGCUCACAAACGGUGUAAACAAAUUUGUGCACCAAAUUUGAGCGAAAAUAAGCUUUUUGUGCGUAUGGAAAAUUUCUGGGAUCUUUUAUUUCAGCUCAUGAAACACUUUACAUGUUGCAUUUGAUAUUUUUGUUCAGUGUAGAAUCAUGAUACCUAUUGUAUCGUGAUGUCCGGGGCAAUUCCCAGCCCUAGUACUAUGUGUACUUUUCCAUUUUCGCCCAUUCAGUUCAGGAGUCCCCACAACAAGCAAAAAGUUGAGUUAAAGAAGUAAAUGAGCUACUGUGCCUACCAAAAAAAGUAUUGUAAACUGUAGAUCAAAUACGUUUUUUCUUGCAUUUAUUGAAUUCAGUACCUAAGCAAUCCACGCAAUUUCAGCUACUGCCUUUCUCAGGGGAUGCCCAUAGAAACGCCUGUUUUUCUUUUUCCGUUCCAAAGCAUUUGUUAUACGGUGUGCCCUAAUGAACACGACCCUGAAGAAGGGUUGCUCAUGUCUUAGCAAUAAGGUAACUAUUUUUUCUCACCCUCUUUUUUCCUCUCUUCAUUUUACAUUUACAUUUUAGUCAUUUAGCAGAUGCUCUUAUCCAGAGCGACUUGCAGUUAGUGAGUGCAUACAUUUUGUUUUUCAUACUGGCCCCCCGUGGGAAACGAACCCACAACCCUGGCGUUGCAAGCGCCAUGCUCUACCAACUGAGCUACACCGGACCAUCUCUUCCUCCCCAGUCCUGUCAUUUACUCACCCUCCUCUCUUCUUUUUAUUUUAUUUAACCUUCAUUUAACUAGGCAAGUCAGAUAAGAACAAAUGCUUUUUUACAAUGACGGCCUACCCCGACCAAACCCAGACGACGCUGGGCCAAUUGUGCGCCGCCCUAUGGGACUCCCAAUCGCGGCCGGAUUAUGAUACAGCCUGGAAUCGAGCCAGGGUCUGUAGUGACGCCUCUAGCACUGAGAUGCAGUGCCUUGGACCGCUGCGCCACUCGGGAGUCCCAUAGGUCCCUCCCCCAGGUCCUGUAGUUUAUUCACCGUCCUCUCUUCUUCCUCCCCCAGGUGCUGUCGUUUACUCAUCCGGUGUCGUUCCACUCUGCCGAGACGUUUGAAUCUCUGUUGGGCUGUCUCAAGAUGGAGGACGAGAAGACGGCAGAGGCCGCCCUGCAGAUCUUCAAAAACACUGGCGCCAAACUGGAGGAGAAUUUCCCUCACAUCAAGUCGUAAGUCUCUCGUAGGACUCAAGCCCGUUCUAGUGGUGGCUGCUGUUUCCACCAUCACUGUGUUUCCUAAUGUAGCAGGAGAGUUGGACUUUUUGUUUACUUCCUGAAUUGACUGAAUUGUAAUGGAACCCUGCUCCCUCUUUCUGCCCCCAGGGUGUUGUUACCCGUCCUACAGCAGAAGGCCAAGAAGGGUCCUCCUCGCCAGGCCAAGUACUCCAUCCACUGUAUCCACGCCAUGUUCACCAACAGAGACACACACUUCGCACAGAUCUUCGAGGUGCAGCUCUUCGCAAUAACCGUUAAUUUCUAGCCUGGUUCUAGAUCUGUUUGUGCUGGUUUUGCCUACUCCUAUGGUCAUUGUCAGGUUUGGCAUGACAACGACCAUAAGAGAUGACUAUGCCUGCACAUACGGAUCUGGGUAAUGCUAGUAAAGUAUUGCCUGCACAUGUUUUAAAUAAUUGUAUGUGUUGGAUUAAUUGAGUGAACCCUACUUUACUAUAUAUAAAAAAUAAAAACAACUUUUCUGUCCCUCCAGCCUCUCCACAAGGGACUGGGCACGGCGGACCAUGAGGAGCUGAUCACCUCUCUCACCACCCUGGGCCACCUGUCCCUGCUGGCCCCAGAGCAGUUCGCUGGGCCCCUCAAGUCCCUGGUGGCCAACUUCAUUGUCAAGGAUAUGCUCAUGAACGACAGGGUAUGUCCCCAAGGCACAGGCCUCAUAUUUUGGCACUAAUUAUGGAUAUUUCUGAUACUGAUUAUGAAUAUUGCUGUCUGGUACUAAUCAUGGAUAUUGCUGGUACUGAUGAAGGGUGUUGCUGGUACAUGAUAGAUAUUUCUGAUUGUUUUUAAGGCACCAGGUAACAAGACAACCAAGCUGUGGGUUCCGGAUGAUGAAGUUUCCCCAGAAACUCUGGCAAAGGUAAAGGGACUCUCCAGACCAUGUAGAUAUAGUAAGCCAUACAUAGACUGUACAAUGGUGAAAAACCAUCCCCCAACACUUAACAAAACCUUACUGUCUGUCUCUUUGUCUGUCGGUCUAUGUGUCCAUGCAGAUCCAGGGCAUCAAGCUGAUGGUGCGGUGGCUUCUCGGAGUCAAGAACAACCAGAGUAAAUCGGGCAACUCCACUCUGAGGAUGCUAACAGCCAUACUGAACAGUGACGGGGACUUGACAGAGCAGGGCAAGAUUGGGUACUGCACUCAUAAGCUCUGGUCCAGGUCGUUAGUGCGCAUACCUUCACUAAGUGAGUAAAGGAACGCGCGCUAACGACCUGGACCAGAGCUAGGCACUCAUUUAUUUUACAUUCUUUAUUAUGCUGAAUCUGAUCGUCUGGGUUUGUUUACAGUAGGGCUAUCUUUGCUGACUGCUUUGCUUUCUGUCUGUAACCACUUUGAAAAUUGCAUUUGAAAUCUAUGUUCAGGACUAUGUUCUGUGAGUGAGGUGAACUAACCCCUUGUUUUGUGUGUGUGUUGUAGGAAGCCUGAUAUGUCCCGGCUGCGUCUGGCUGCGGGGUGUGCUGUCCUGAAGCUGGCUCAGGAGCCCUGCUACCACGAUAUCAUCACCUUAGAGCAAUACCAGCUCUGUGCUCUGGUCAUCAACGUAAGCAUACAUACACACAGAGGAUUCCUGCUACCAUGAGAUCAUCACCCUGGAGCAGUACCAGCUCUGUGCUUAAAUUAUUACCAUACGGGCAGCCCCUUUGUAGUGCAUUCUGUACUUAGCUCUGUACUGCAGUUCAUAUUUCGGACUAGUUCUUCAUUUAAUUGGCAAUAUAAAUGUAUCUUUAGAUAAUACCUUCCUGUUUCACUGUUUUGGACCGUUUUUAUUCAGUUUCUUGCGAACUGAACAUGAUCCUGUUCUCGUCUCUGUUUGUUCCUCCAGGACGAGUGUUAUCAGGUGCGGCAGGCCUUUGCCCAGAAGCUCCACCGGGGUCUAUGUCAUCUGCGUCUGCCCCUGGAGUACCUGGCUGUGUUCGCUCUGUGCGCCAAGGACCCCAUGAAGGAGCGGCGGGCGCAUGCACGUCAGUGUCUGGUCAAAAACAUCAACCUCAGGAGGGAGUACCUGAAACAGCACGCCGCCAUCAGUGGUAAGACACGGUCAGGAGAAAUGCCAGUUUAGGACCUGGAGUUUUAAAGUGAUAGUUAACUGUUUUUAAAGUCAAGAUUAUUUGUUUGUAUGAAUAUGAAUGCACCGCAUUACAUUUCCACAAGCAUUGCUACAUACUCGAAAAAUGCUAGCCAGGAGACUCUGGACAUAUAACAAAAACCUGUCUAAGCCAGGGCGGUGGUGGUGGUGGGGGGGGGGGGGGGGGGGGGGGGGGGGGGUUCUACUAAGCAAAUGGAAUUGUUUUAAGAAGGUCAUACCAAGGAUAAUUUAGCUAUUUGAUUUUGAAUUCUAAAACCCCUUGAAGUAUACAUUUUUUUUCUAAAUAAAUAUAUUGGAUGAAAAAUUACAAACACGUUGAAUAACAGAUUCACUACAUGGAACAACAAAUAGUCUGAGAGAUAUAUGAAAGAUCAGGAAACUUUUGUUAAUUUGUUUUUUUUUAAAUGUUUUUAACCACUUAUGUUUGGCACUAAACAGUCUCCAUAUAUACAGUGCAUUCGGAAAGUAUUCAGACCCUUUCACUUUUUCCACAUUUUGUUACGUUACAGCCUUAUUCUAUAAUUGAUACAAUUAUACUUUUUUUCCUCAUCAAUCUACCCAAAAUACCUACAUAAUGACAAUGCAAAAACAGGUUUUUAUAAAUUUUUGCAAAUGUAUUACAAAUAAAAAACAGAUACCUUAUUUACAUAAGUAUUCAGACCCUUUUCUAUGAGACUCGAAAUUGAGCUCGGGUGCAUCCUGUUUCCAUUGAUCGUCCUUGAGAUGUUUCUACAAUUUGAUUGGAGUCCACCUGUGGUAAAUUCAAUUGAUUGGACAUGAUUUAGAACACUGGCGCCGAUGAAGAUGGCGACCUCGCGACUAGCUCUUAGGAAACUUUGUGGUAUUUUGUUUUUUAAUGUAUUAUUUUUUACAUUAUUAGCUCAAAGUGUUUUGUAUCAUUACAUACAGCCGGGAAAAACUAUUGGAUAUCAGAGCGGCGGUAACUCACCAGCAUUACGACCAGGAAUACGACUUUCCCGAAGCAGAUCCUUAGUUUGCUCUCCCCAGGGCAAUUUAACUGAUUCCAGCGGCUGACCCAAAACAUCGCCGGCGGAGGAGAGGCACUUGGAGCGGCCUGCUGGUUCGACUUAGGAGGCGCGCACACCACCCACAGCUUCCAAGUAUACUACUGACUAAUGUUCAGUCUCUGGUUAACAAGGUCGACGAGCUCCGGGCAAGGAUUUCUUUCCAGAGAGACAUCAAGGCCUGUAACAUACUUUGUUUCACGGAAACAUGGCUCUCUGGGGAUAUACUGUCAAUCGGUCCAGCCAGAUGGGUUCUCAGUUCAUCGCGCAGACAGGAAUAAAUAUAUCUUCGGGAAGCAGAAGGGCGAAGGUGUGUGUUUCAUGAUUAACGACUCAUGGUGUAAUUGUAGUAACAUACAGGAACUCAAGUCCUUUUGUUCACCCGACCUAGAAUACCUCACAAUCAAAUGCAGACCGUAUUAUCUCCCAAGAUAAUUUUAUUCGGUUAUAGUCACGGCUGUGUAUAUCCCCCCUCAAGCCGAUACCACAACGGCCCUGAAAGAGCUUCACUGGACAUUAUGCAAACUGGAAACAACAUAUCCUGAGGCUGCAUUUAUUGCAGCCGGGGAUUUUAACAAAGCAAAUUUGAGAACUAGGCUGCCGAAGUUCUUUCAACAUAUCGACUGUUGUACUCGCGCUGCUAAAAUCCUCGACCAUUGCUAUGCGAACUUCCGGGAUGGUUAUAAAGCCCUCCCCCUCCCUCCUUUCGGCAAAUCUGACCACGACUCCAUUUUGCUCCUCCCUUCCUAUAGGCAGAAACUCAAACAGGAAGUACGCGUGCUAAGGACUAUUCGACGCUGGUCUGACCAAUCGGAAUCCACGCUUCAAGAUUGUUUUGAUCACAUGGACUGGGAUAUGUUCCGGGUAGCUUGCGAAAAUAAUUUAGACGAAUACACUGAAACGGUGACUGAGUUUAUCAGGAAGUGCCCACUGUGACUAUUAAAACCUACCCUAACCAGAAACCGUGGAUAGAUGGCAGCAUUCGCGCAAAACUGAAAGCGCGAACCACCGCAUUUAACCAUGGCAAGGUAACUGGGAAUUUGGCAGAAUACAAACCGUGUACCUACUCACUCCGCAAGUCAAUUAAACUGGCAAAACAUCGUCAUAGAGACAAAGUGGAGUCGCAAUUCAACGGCUCAGGCACGAGACGUAUGUGGCAGGGUCUACAGACAAUCACGGACUACAAAAACAAAGCCAGCCACGUUGCCGACACCGACGUCUCGCUUCCAGACAAGCUAAACACCUUCUUUGCCCGCUUUGAGGAUAACACAGUGCCACCGACGAGGCCCACUACCAAGGACUGUGGCCUCUCCUUCUCCAUGGCCGACGUGAGUAAGACAUUUAAGCAUGUUAACCCCUGCAAGGCUGCUGGCCCAGACGGCAUCCCUAGCCGCGUCCUCAGAGCAUGCGCUGACCAGCUGGCUGGUGUGUUUACGGACAUAUUCAGUCUCUCCCUUUCCCAGUCUGCUGUUCCCACAUGCUUCAAGAUGGCCACCAUUGUUCCUGUACCCAAGAAAGCAAAGGUAACUGAACUAAAUGACUAUCGCCCCGUAGCACUCACCUCUGUCAUCAUGAAGUGCUUUGAGAGACUAGUCAAGGAUCAUAUCACCUCUACCUUACCUGUCACCCUAGACCCGCUUCAAUUUGCUUAUCACCCCAAUAGAUCCACAGACGAUGCAAUCGCCAUCACGCUGCACACUGCCAUAUCCCAUCUGGACAAGAGGAAUACCUAUGUAAGAAUGCUGUUCAUUGAUUAUAGCUCAGCAUACAACACCAUCGUACCCUCCAAGCUCAUCAUUAAGCUCAAGGCCCUGGGUCUGAACCCCGCACUGUGCAACUGGGUCCUGGACUUCCUGAUGGGCCGCCCCCAGGUGGUGAAGGUAGGAAACAACAUCUCCACUUUGCUGAUCCUCAACACUGGGGCCCCACAAGGGUGCGUGCUCAGCCCCCUCCUGUACUCCCUGUUCACCCAUGACUGCGUGGCCAAGCACGCCUCCAACUCAAUCAUCAAGUUUGCAGACGACACAACAGUAGUAGGCUUGAUUACCAACAAUGACGAGACUGAGGUGAGGGCUCUGGGAGUGUGGUGCCAGGACAAUAACCUCUCACUCAACGUCAACAAAACAUAGGAUGAUCGUGGACUUCAGGAAACAGCAGAGGGUGGACCCCUCUAUCCACAUUGACGGGACCGCAGUAGAGAAGGUGGAAAGCUUCAAGUUCCUUGGCGUACACAUCACUGACAAACUGAAAUGGUCCACCCACGCAGACAGUUUGGUGAAGAAGGCGAAACAGAGCCUCUUCAAACUCAAGAGGCUGAAUAAAUUUGGCUUGGCACCUAAAACCCUCACAAAGUUUUACAGAUGCACAAUUGAGAGCAUCCUGUUGGGCUGUAUCACCGCCUGGUAUGGCAACUGCACCGCCGGCAACCGCAGGGCUCUCCAGAGGGUGGUGCGGUCUGCCGAACGCAUUAACGGGGGCAAACUACCCGCCCUCCAAGACACCUACAGCACCCGAUGUCACAGGAAGGCCAAAAAGAUAAUCAAGGACAUCAACCACCCGAGCCACUGCCUGUUCACCCCGCUAUCAUCCAGAAGACGAGGUCAGUACAGGUGCAUCAAAGCUGCUAAAUAGCCAUAACUAGCACAUUAGAGGCUGCUGCUGCCUAUUGAAAUCACUGGCCACUUUAAGAAAUGGAACACUAGUCACUUUAAUAAUGUUUACAUAUCUUGCACUACUCAUCUCAUAUGUAUUCUGUUCUAUAAUAUUCUACUGUAUCUUAGUCCAUGCCGCUCUGUCAUUGCUUGUCCAUAAAUGUAUAUAUUCUUAAAUUCCAUUCCUUACUAUAUUUGUGUGUAUUGGAUAUAUGUUGUGAAAUGGUUAGAUAUUACUUGUUAGAUAUUACUGCACUGUCGGAGCUAGAAGCACAAGCAUUUCGCUACACCCGCAAUAACAUUUGCUAAACACGUGUAUGUGACAAAUACAAUUUGAUUUGAUUUGUGUACCUGUCUAUAUAAGGUCCCACAGUUGACAGUGCAUGUCAGAGCAAAAACCAAGCCAUGAGGUCGAAGGGAUUUUCAGUAGAGCUCCGAGACAGGAUUGUGUCGAGGCACAGAUCUGGGGAAGGGUACCAAAAAAUGUCUGCAGCAUUGAAGGGCCCCAAGAACACAGUGGCCUCUGUGGAAAUGGGAGAAGCUUCCAGAAGGACAACCAAAGUGAGUGUGGAAGAGGUGAAAAAAUAGUUGUUGUCUAUCAACAAUGACAAGCCACCGGGGUCUGACAACUUGGAUGGAAAAAUACUGAGGAUAAUAGCGGACGAUAUUGCCACUCCUAUUUCCCAAAUUUUCAAUUUAAGUCUACUAGAAAGUGUGUGCCAUCAGGCCUGGAGGGAAGCAAAAGUCAUUCCGCUACCUAAGAAUAGUAAAGCCCCCAUUACUGGCUCAAAUAGCCAACCAAUCAGCCUGUUACCAACCCUUAGUAAAGUUUUGGGGGAAAUUGUUUGACCAGAAACAAUGCUAUUUUACAGGGAACAAACUGACAAGACUUUCAGCACGCUUAUAGGGAAGGACAUUCAACAAGCACAGCACUUACACAAAUGACUGAUUGUAUGAGAGAAGAUUCCAGGAGCUGUUUUGUUAGACUUCAGUGCGGCUUUUGACAUUAUCGAUCAUAGUCUUCUGCUGGAAAAACGUAUGUGUUAUGUCUUUACACCCCCUGCUAUAUUGUGGAUAGAGUUACCUGUCUAACAGAACACAGAGGGUGUUUUUUAAUGGAAGCCUCUCCAACAUAAUCCAGGUAGAAUCAGGAAUUCCCCAGGGCAGCUGUCUUGGCCCCUUACUUUUUUCAAUCUUUACUAACGACAUGCCACUGGCUUUGAGUAAAGCCAGUGUGUCUAUGUAUGCGGAUGACUCAACACUAUACACGUCAGCUACUACAGCAACUGAAAUGACUGCAACACUUAACAAAGAUCUGCAGUUAGUUUCAGAAUGGGUGGCAAGGAAUAAGUUAGUCCUAAAUAUUUCAAAAACUAAAAGCAUUGUAUUUGGGACAAAUCAUUCACUAAACCCUAAACCUCAACUAAAUCUUGUAAUAAAUAAUGUUGAAAAUAAGCAAGUUGCGGUGACUAAACUGCUUGGAGUAACCCUGGAUUGUAAACUGUCUUGGUCAAAACAAAUUGAUACAACAGUAGCUAGGAUGGGGAGAAGUCUGUCCAUAAUGAAGCGCUGCUCUACCUUCUUAACAGCACUAUCAACAAGGCAGGUCCUACAGGCUCUAGUUUUGUCACACCUGGACUACCGAUCAGUCGUGUGGUCAGGUGCCAAAAAGAGGGACUUAGGAAAAUUACAAUUGGCUCAGAACAGGGCAGCACGGCUGGCCCUUAGAUGUACGCAGAGAGCAAACAUUAAUAAUAUGCAUGUCAAUCUCUCCUGGCUCAAAGUAGAGGAGAGAUUGACUUCAUCACUACUUGUAUUUGUGAGAGGUAUUGAUAUGUUGAAAGCACCGAGCUGUCUGUUUAAACAACUAGCACACAGCUCAGACACCCAUGCAUACCCCACAAGACAUGCCACCAGAGGUCUCUUCACAGUCCAGAACAGACUAUGGGAGGCACACAGUACUACAUAGAGCCAUGACUACAUGGAACUCUAUUCCACAGCAGGUAACUGAUGCAAGCAGUAGAAUCCGAUUUUUUUUUUUAACAGAUAAAAAUAUACAUUAUGGAACAGCGGUAACAUACGCACUAUACACACACGUACAGAAGGAUUUUGUGUUGUGGAGUAUGGGCCUGAGGGCACACAUUUAGUGUGUUGUGAAUUAUGUAAUGAAUGUAUUGUAAUGUUUUUACAAUUGUAUAACUGCCUUAAUUUUGCCAGACCCCAGGAAGAGUAGCUGCUGCCUUGGCAGCAGCUGAUGGGGAUCCAUAAUAAAUAGAAAUACAAUCAGGCCUUUAUGGUAGAUUGGCCAGACGGAAGCCACUCCUCAGUUAAAGGCACAUGACAGCCUGCUUGGAGUUUGCCAAAAGGCACCUAAAGGACUCUCAGACCAUGAGAAACAAGAUUCUCUGGUCUGAUGAAACCAAGAUUGAAGUCUUUGGCCUGAAUGCCAAGCGUCACAUCUGGAGGAAACCUGGCACCAUCCCUACGGUGAAGCAUGGUGGUGGCAGCAUCAUGCUGUGGGGAAGUUUUUCAGUGGCAGGGACUGGGAGACUAGUGUAGAUUGAUUAGGAUUUUUAUUUAUUUAAUCCAUUUUAGAAUAAGGCUGUAAUGUAACAAUGUGGAAAAAGUCAAGGGGUCUGAAUACUUUCUGAAUGCACUGUACUUCCAUUCAUUUUUUCAACGGGUACCGGGGGACCUUCAGACGAUUAUUGUGAGGCCUGUGGGCGUACUAGAGCAAAACAACCGACAUGAGUCUCAUCUUUCCAUAGAGGGGUCAUAAUAGUUUGACACAAACCGUUCAGGCGCAACAGACGAUUCUGUGAGAAGACAGAUUUUCGGGAUGUCUCAUGUUCUGACAAAUACUGCUGUAGCUCUGUCACCUUUAACCGCAGAUGCGGAAGUGCGACAUAAGCAGAUGCGGUGGAUUGAGACGCAUCCAAUGCAAAAAGAAUAACAGAUCUCUAGAUUAAACUGCCAGAUUUUAAUGGGGAUUAUUUGUAUUAUGCUAAUUAGAUCGACCUAAAAUGAAAUGAGAACAGCCUAGGUCAAUUGAAAAUAAGAAAACUUAUACGACAAAAAAAGUGAACUCUCUCUUUAAACAUCUCUACCUAGAGCCUGGGGGUUUUCCUGGUCUCAUUAUGUUGUCAGGAAAAACUCUUGACCCUAGGGAUAGAUCAAACAUUGUAAUUGUUGAUUGUUGACUGCCUACCCCACACUUGUCACUGUAGUCAGCAGUCUGCCAUAGCGCUGUGUGGCAUGGUCAUCAUGAUUUGUGUGUUUGUGCGCGUGUGUGCUCGUGCGUGCUCGUGCGUGCAUGUGCGUGUUUGUGUUUCUGCUCAUGUGUGUUCUUCUUGUAGAGAAGCUGUUCUCUCUGCUGCCAGAGUACGUGGUGCCGUACGCCAUCCACCUUCUAGUUCACGACCCAGACUACGUCAAGGUGCAGGACAUCGAGCAGCUCAAAGACAUCAAGGAGUGAGUGGCUAAUCUGACAAUACAGAACAUUUUCUAAAUGAAAAAUUGCCCAGAAAUGACAUUGCACAAAAAGGGGCACACCUCCCCACACCAAUGAGCAAAAGCAUGUAUUGUUUACCUAAAACAAAGGAUCAGUGUGGUUUCAUGAGUUAACAUAUUGAUAUCAAACAUUGAAAUGAACCAUACAGCCAACAUUGAAGGCCAAAUUCUAAUGGUGACGUAAAAAAUGUGCAACUAAAUAGCGUACAUAACCCUACAUACAGUGCCUUCGGAAAGUAUUCAGACCCCUUGACUUUUUCCACAUCCUUAUUCAAAAAUGGAUUAAUUUUUUUAAAUUAUUCAGCCAUCUACACACACUACCCCAUAAUGACAAGGCAAAAACAGGUUUUUAGAAAUUUUUGCACAUGUAUUAAAUAUUAAAAACAGAAAUACCUUAUUUACAUAAGUAUUCAGCCCCUUUGCUAUGAGACUCGAAAUUGAGCUCAGGUGCAUCCUGUUUCCAUUGAUCAUCCUUGAGAUGUUUCUACAACUUCAUUGGCGUCCACCUGUGGUGAAUUCAAUUGAUUGGACAUGAUUUGGAAAGGCACACACCUGUCUAUAUAAGGUCCCACAGUUGAUAGUGCAUGUCAGAGCAAAAACCAAGCCAUGAGGUCGAACGAAUUCUCCGUAGCUCUCCGAGACAGAAUUGUGUCGAGGCACAGAUCUGGGGAAGGGUACCAAAAAAAUUUCCGCAGCAUUGAAGGGCCCCAAGAACACAGUGGCCUCCAUCAUUCUUAAAUGGAAGAUGUUUGGAACCACCAAGACUCUUCCUAGAGCUGGCCGCCCGGCCAAACUGAGCAAUCGGGGGAGAAGGGCCUUGGUCAGGGAGAUGACCAAGAACCUGAUGGUCACUCUGACAGUGCUCUAGAGUUCCUCUGUGGAGAUGGAAGAACCUUCCAGAAGGACAACCAUCUCUGCAGCACUCCACCAAUCAGGCCUUUAUGGUAGAGUGGCCAGACAGACGCUACUCCUCAGUAAAAAGGCACAUGACAACCCUCUUGGAGUUUGCCAAAAGGCACCUAAAGACUGUCAGACCAUGAGAAACAAGAUUCUCUGGUCUGAUGAAACCAAGAUUUAACUCUUUGGCCUGAAUGCCAAGCGUCACGUCUGGAGGAAACCUGGCACCAUCCCUAUGGUGAAGCAUGGUGGUGGCAGCAUCAUGCUGUGGGGAUGUUUUUUAGUGGCAGGGACUGGGAGACUAGUCAGGAUCGAGGCAAAGAUGAACGGAGCAAAGUACAGAGAGAGAUCCUUGAUUAAACCUGUUCCAGAGCGCUCAGAACCUCCGACUGGGGUGAAGGUUCCCCUUCCAACAGGACAAUGACCCUAAGCACACAGCCAAGACAACGCAGGAGUGGCUUCGGGACAAGUCUCUGAAUGUCCUUGAGUGGCCCAGCCAGUGCCCGGACUUGAACCCGAUCGAACAUCUCUUCAGAGACCUGAAAAUAGCUGUGCAGCAAUGCUCCCCAUCUAACCUGACAGAGCUUGAGAGGAUCUGCAGAGAAGAAUGGGAGAAACUCCCCAAAUACAGGUGUGCCAAGCUUUUAGCGUCAUACCCAAGAAGACUCAAUGCUGUAAUUGCUGCCAAAGGUGCUUCAACAAAGUACUGAGUAAAGGGGCUGAAUACUUACGUUACCAGUCAAAAGUUUGGACACACCUACUCAUUCCAGAGUUGUUCUUUAUUUUUACUAUUUUCUACAUUGUAGAAUAAUAGUGAAGACAUCAAAACUAUGAAAUAACACAUAUGGAAUCAUGUAGUAACCAAAAAAGUGUUAAACAAAGAAAAUAUAUUUUAUAUUUGAGAUUCUUCAAAUAGCCACCCUUUGCCUUGAUGACAGCUUUGCACACUCUUGGCAUUCUCCACGGAAGAAGUUUAAAGAGUUACCAUCUCCCGAAUUAAACUCUAAAGGUCUUUACCUAUCACAUCCAUAAAACAGUCAACGUAUUAAUUCAUAACCUCUUAUCAUUCUAAACGGUUGUAACCUUCUUGGAUCCGCAAAAGCCCCAGCUUUACUUAUGAUUCAGCAAACACAAAUUGGUUUAAUUAUUUAUUUACUAGUUAACUAAAUAAUAAAACAGAAUAACAUACACAGUUAAUACAUGAGAAAAAGGUCCCUAGCGGACUAACAACAACAUGACUGCUUGUUUACCAAAAGAGGGAGGGGUAGAGAGCACAACACUUAUCGUACAUUUGGAAACUACGCUCACAGUAAUCAUUGACUUUGCUCAUGAACCACUGCCCGUUUGGAGUAAGAAAUCAUGAAUGUAUCUACGUGUGGAUACCUUUGUUCGUCGUCUAUCUCUGUCGAACCCAAGCCCUCUUCGAAAGAGGGUUUUGGCUGGGUCUUCGCUCAGCUCACUUGUAAGGCUCUGAUUGUCCACAAGAUCACAAUGUCCUUCUUCUUAGUUGGAUGAAUGAGUCUUGUCCUGUCCUCUGCAGGUCCCUGUGGUUUGUCCUGGAGAUCAUCAUGGCUAAGAACGAUAACAACAGCCAUGCCUUUAUUAGGAAGAUGGUGGAGAACAUCAAACAGACGAAAGACAGACAGGCACCCAACGACACCAGGAUUAACGAGGUAGCUGUACCACCGCCACGGCUCUGACAGGAGAGAUAAUUAGAUUGAUUGAUUUUUAAGUUAAUUUAACAAGGGGUUAGUCUCAUGAUUGAGAUCAACUCUUUUGCAAGAGAGACCUGCAGGAGUAAUCAACAAGAUGACAGGGAUCCUUUCCCUUUAACCAGACACUGUGCUCUGCUCUUAUCCACAUUAUCCAUUUUGAUAACGACGGUGGUUGUAGAAAUGAUUUCUAACCUGGGUUCUCUCUCCUCAGAAACUGUACACAGUGUGUGAUGUGGCCAUGAACAUUGUCAUAUCCAAGAGCACUACAUACAGUCUGGAGUCACCAAAAGACCCUGUCCUGCCCGCUCGCUUCUUCACUCAGCCGGACAAGGUAGCCAUCCUUAAUAUGUUGUGUUGUUUUUAUUGUGGUAUACUGUAUAUGUUUGUAUUGGCUAGUGCAAUCACAUUACACCAUUUGGGGAUCAUUACCUAUACGCUGAGUGUACAAAACAUUAGGAACACCACGUCUUUCCAUGACAUAAACUGACCAGGUGAAAGUUGUAAUCCCUUAUUGAUGUCACCUGUUAAAUCCACUUCAAUCAGUGUAGAUGAAGGGGAGGAGACAGGUUAAAGAAUGAUUAAGCCUUUAGACAUAGAUUGUGUGUGUGCCAUUCAGAGGGUGAAUGGGCAAGACAAAAUAUUUAAGUGCCUUUGAACGGGGUAUCAAAUCAAUCAAAUCAAAUUUUAUUUGUCACAUACAUGUUUAACAAUAGGUGCCAGGCGCAACGGUUUGAGUGUGUCAAGAACUGCAAUGCUGCUGGGUUUUUCCACGCGCAACAGUUUCCCGUGUGCAUCAAGAAUGGUCCACCACCCAAAGAACAUCCAGCCAAUUUAACGACUGUGGGAAGCAUUGGCGUUAACAUGGGCCAGUAUCCCUGUGGAACGCUUUCAACACCUUGUAGAGUCCAUGCCCCGACGAAUUGAGGCUGUUCUAAGGGAAAAAAGGGGGUGCAACUCAAUAUUAGGAAGGUGUUCCUAAUGUUUUGUACACUCAGUGUAGACUAGAGGAAACCUCAAGUGUUUGUAGCACGCGCGCACACACACUGAGUGUACAAAACAUUAGGAACACCUUCCUAAUAUUGAGUCGCACCCCCUUUUUUCCCUCAGAACAGCGUCAAUUCGUCGGGGCAUGGACUCUACAAGGUGUCAAGCUGGAUGUCCUUUGGGUGGUGGGCUAUUCUUGACACUCACGGGAAACUGUUGAGCGUGAAAAACCCAGCAGCGUUGCAGUUCUACACAACUGUGGAGUCAACAUGGGCCAGCAUCCCUGUGGAAUGCUUUCGACACCUUGUAGAGUCCAUGCCCCGACAAAUUUAGGCUUUUCUGGGGGGAAAAGGGGGUGCAACUCAAUAUUAUCAAUGUGUUCCUAAUGUUUUGUACACUCAGUGUAUAUCAUACUAUCUAUUAUGGUAUGACAACUAUAGGCAUACAUAUUCAUAUAUGUUAAUAUACAGUUGAAGUCGGAAGUUUACAUACACCUUAGCCAAAUACAUUUAAACUCUGUUUUUCACAAUUCCUGACAUUUAAUCCUAGUAAAAAUUCCCUGUCUUAGGUCAGUUUGGAUCACCACUUUAUUUUAAGAAUGUGAAAUAUCUGAAUAUUAUUUCACCUUUAUUUAACCAGGUAAGCCAGUUGAGAACAAGUUCUCAUUUACAACUGCGACCUGGCCAAGAUAAAGCAAAGCAGUGCGAUAAAAACAACAACACAGAGUUACAUAUGGGGUAAAACUAAACAUAAAGUCAAAAAUACAACAGAAAAUAUAUAUACAGUGUGUGCAAAUGUAGCAAGUUAUGGAGGUAAGGCAAUAAAUAGGCUAUAGUGCAAAAUAAUUACAAUUAGUAUUAACACUGGAAGGCUAGAUGUGCAAGAGAUUAUGUGCAAAUAGAGAUACUGGGGUGCAAAAGAGCUAAAUAAAUAACAAUAUAGGGAUGAGGUAGUUGGGUGGGCUAAUUUCAGAUGGGCUGUGUACAGGUGCAGUGAUCGGUAAGGUGCUCUGACAACUGAUGCUUAAAGUUAGUGAGGGAGAUAAGAGUCUCCAGCUUCAGAGAUUUUUGCAAUUCGUUCCAGUCAUUGGCAGCAGAGAACUGGAAGGAAUGGCGGCCAAAGGAGGUGUUGGCUUUGGGGAUGACCAGUGAGAUAUACCUGCUGGAGCGCAGACUACGGGUGGGUGCUGCUAUGGUGACCAAUGAGCUAAGAUAAGGCGGGGAUUUGCCUAGCAGUGAUUUAUAGAUGGCCUGGAGCCAGUGGGUUUGACGACGAACAUGUAGUGAAGACCAGCCAACAAGAGCGUACAGGUCACAGUGGUGGGUAGUGUAUGGGGCUUUGGAGACAAAACGGAUGGCACUGUGAUAGACUACAUCCAAUUUGCUGAGUAGAGUGUUGGAGGCUAUUUUGUAAAUGACAUCGCCGAAGUCAAGGAUCGGUAGGAUAGUCAGUUUUACGAGGGCAUGUUUGGCAGCAUGAGUAAAGGAGGCUUUGUUGCGAAAUAGGAAGCCUAUUCUAGAUUUAACUUUGGAUUGGAGAUUCUUAAUGUGAGUCUGGAAGGAGAGUUUACAGUCUAACCAGACACCUAGGUAUUUGUAGUUGUCCACAUACUCUAGGUCAGACCCGUCGAGAGUAGUGAUUCUAGUCGGGUGGGCGGGUGCCAGCAGCGUUCGAUUGAAGAGCAUGCAUUUAGUUUUACUAGUGUUUAAGAGCAGUUGGAGGCUACUGAAGGAGUGUUGUAUGGCAUUGAAGCCCGUUUGGAGGUUUGUUAACACAGUGUCCAAUGAAGGGCCAGAUGUAUACAAAAUGGUGUCGUCUGCGUAGAGGUGGAUCUGAGAGUCACCAGCAGCAAGAGCGACAUCAUUGAUAUACACGGAGAAAAGAGUCGGCCCAAGAAUUGAACCCUGUGGCACCCCCAUUGAGACUGCCAUAGGUCCAGACAACAGGCCCUCCGAUUUGACACAUUGAACUCUAUCUGAGAAGUAGUUGGUGAACCAGGCGAGGCAGUCAUUUGAGAAACCAAGGCUAUUUAGUCUGCCAAUAAGAAUGCGGUGGUUGACAGAGUCGAAAGCCUUGGCCAGGUCGAUGAAGACGGCUGCACAGUACUGUCUAUUAUCGAUCGCGGUUAUAAUAUCGUUUAGGACCUUGAGCGUGGCUGAAGUGCACCCAUGACCAGCUCGGAAACCGGAUUGCAUAGCGGAGAAGGUACGGUGGGAUUCGAAAUGGUCGGUGAUCUGUUUGUUAACUUGGCUUUCAAAUACUUUCGAAAGGCAGGGCAGGAUGGAUAUAGGUCUGUAACAGUUUGGAUCUAGAGUGUCACCCCCUUUGAAGAGGGGGAUGACCGCGGCAACAGUAGAGAGAAUUAUUUAUUUCAGCUUUCAUCACAUUCCCAGUAGGUCAGAAGUUUACAUACACUCAAUUAGUAUUGCCUUUAAAUUGUUUAACUUUGGUCAAACGUUUCGGGUAGCCUUCCACAAGCUUCCUACGAUAAGUUGGGUGAAUUUUGGCCCAUUCCUCCUGACAGAGCUGGCGUAACGGAGUCAGGUUUGUAGGCCUCCUUGCUCGCACACGCUUUUUCAGUUCUGCCCACAAAUGUUCUAUAGGAUUGAGGUCAGGGCUUUGUUGUCCUUAAGCCAUUUUGCCACAACUUUGGAAGUAUGCUUGUCCAUUUGGAAGACCCAUUUGCGACCAAGCUUUAACUUCCUGACUGAUGUCUUGAGAUGUUGCUUAAAUAUAUCAUCAUAAUUUUCCUUCCUCAUGAUGCCAUCUAUUUUGUGAAGUGCACCAGUCCCUCCUGCAGCAAAGCACCCCCACAGCAUCAUGCUGCCACCCCUGUGCUUCACGGUUGGGAUGUUGUUCUUCGGCUUGCAAGUACCCCCUUUUUCCUCCACACAUAACGAUGGUCAUUAUGGCCAAACAGUUAUAUUUUUGUUUCAUCAGACUAGAGGACCAAAAAGUACGAUCUUUAUCCCCAUGUGCAGUUGCAAACCGUAGCCUGGCUUUUUUAUGGCGGUUUGGAGCAGUGGCUUCUUCCUUGCUGAGCGGCCUUUCAGGUUAUGUCGAUAUAGGACUUGUUUUACUGUGGAUAUAGAUACUUUUGUACCUGUUUCCUCCAGCAUCUUCACAAGGUCCUUUGCUGUUGUUCUGGGAUUGAUUUGCACUUUUCGCACCAAAGUACGUUCAUCUCUAGGAGACAGAACACGUCUCCUUCCUGAGCGGUAUGAUGGCUGCGUGGUUCCAUGGUGUUUAUACUUGCGUACUAUUGUUUGUACAGAUGAACGUGGUACCUUCAGGCGUUUGGAAAUUGCUCCCAAGGAUGAACCAGACUUGUGGAGGUCUACAAUUCAUUUUCUGAGGUCUUGGCUGAUUUAUUUUGAUUUUCCCAUGAUGUCAAGCAAAGAGGCACUGAGUUUGAAGGUAGGCCUUGAAAUACAUCCACAGGUACACCUCCAAUUGACUCAAAUUAUGUCAAUUAGCCUAUCAGAAGCUUCUAAAGCCAUGACAUCAUUUUCUGGAAUUUGUUUAAAGCUGUUUAAAGGCACAGUCAACUUAGUGAAUGUAAACUUCUGACCCACUGGAAUUGUGAUACAGUGAAUUAUAAGUGAAAUAAUCUGUCUGUUUACAAUUGUUGGAAAAGUUACUUGUGUCAUGCACAAGGAAGAUGUCCUAACCAACUUGCCAAAACUAUAGUUUGUUAACAAGAAAUUUGUGGAGUGGUUGAAAAACGAGUUUUAAUGACUCCAACCUAAGUGUAUGUAAACUUCCGACUUCAACUGUAGAUCAUUGAUGAAACCCUUUUACUCUCAAUCCUAUCUGUUCUGGUUCACUUACAGAACGCCAGUAAUACAAAAAACUAUCUCCCGCCAGAGAUGAAGUCCUUUUUCACUCCAGGAAAGGUAAGCGACAUGUCUGCUAUAUGUUGUCCCCCCCCACCCCCGAGGACACCGCUUAAACGUUUGGAAAAAUCUAAGAAUUAAUUAAAUAUAAAAUGUUAUUGCUGCGUUUCUUGGUCUCUGUGUACUUCACUUAUGGACUUGCAAUAAAUCCAUCCAUGCGUUAGCCAGCUGCCUCAGGUAAUGUUGUUCCUCUCUGUGUUCCUCUCUCCAGCCCAAAGCGGCCAACGUGCUCGGGGCAGUCAACAAGCCCCUGGCCUCGGCCGGGAAGCAGACCAAGCUGAGCUGCAUGGAGACGGUCAGCAACGCCAGCAGCAACUCCAACCCUGACUCCCCUGGACGCAGCAAAGGGAGGUCAGUGUCAGUGACCCCUUUAGUGCUCUGCUCUCAGGUCAAAUAAGAACAAUAAGAUAGAAAAGUAGAAAACCCAGAUUCACUGAACAUGGUCUUUUAGAUAUUUCAUUCAUUUGCAGCAGCAGAGGUCAAACCGACACGUUUUGGCAAAGCCAUCAUCUGUGUUAAAAGGAAAUAUAUACUGAACAAUAAUAUAAACACAACAUGUAAAUUGUUGGUCCCAUGUUUCAUGAGCGGAAAUAAAAGAUCCCCGAAAUUUUCCAUAUGGACAAAAAGCUUAUUUCUCUCAAAUUUUGGGCACACAUUUCUUUACAUCCCUGUUAGUGAGCAUUUAUACUUUGCCAAGAUAAUCCAUCCACCUGACAGGUGUGGCAUAUCAAGAAGCUGAUUAAACAGCAUGAUCAUUACACAGGUGCACCUUGUGCUGGGGACAGUAAAAGGCCACUCUAAAAUGUGCAGUUUUGUCACACAACACAAUGCCACAGAUGUCUUAUGUUUUGAGGGAGCGUGCAAUUGGCAUGCUGACUGCAGGAAUGUCCACCAGAGACGUUGCCAGAUAAUGUUCUGUUUAUUUCUCUACCAUAAGCCGCCUCAAGUCAUUUUAGAGAAUUUGGCAGUACAUCCAACCGGCCUCACAACCGCAGACCAUGUGUAACCACGCCAGGACCUCCACAUCCAGCUUCUUCACCUGCAGGAUUGUCUGAAACCAGCCAACCGGACAGCUGAUGAAACUGAGGAGUAUUUCUGUCUGUAAUAAAGCCCUUUUGUGGGGGAAAAAAUAAUUCUGAUUUGGCUGGGCCUGGCCCCCCAGUCAUGUGAAAUCCAUAGAUUAGGGUCUAAUGAAUUUAUUUAAAUUGAUUGAUAUGAUCUGUAACUCGUUGAAAUAAGUAUCUGAAAGACUAUUUAACCCAGAGUGCUGGGUUUUUAUUUUUCUCGAUUAUUCGGGAGACAACAUGGAUCACCCAUUUAUCCAAAUUGUUUGUCAGAGCCUCAGUAUUCGGUGGCACGUGUUUGUAAUUGAGACGUCGGGUUCUGCACCAGUCUAAGAAAAACAAGCUACCGUGUUUGUCACCAGGCUGUAUACUUCAAAAAACCCUUGUCAUUUACAUCAUCCAGGAGAGAGGGAAUGAGUCACAUCUGAACUGAAUAGAUGAAUGGGGUAUGUGCUGCCAGGUAAUGGAGUGAUGUGUACAUAAAAGAUGAUAGGGCUGUAUACGUAGGUGGAGGGAGCGGGAAGACAGACGGAUGUCGCUACUAGUCAAUCUUUCCACUUUGCCUUGAGGGGACAAGUGCAUGUAUUAUAGUCUGUAGCAGGUGUUGUUUAGCUACAUUUACUUGGGAGGUACAGUAUAAUGCAGCUAUGUUCCAGGAGAGCUGCAGAAAAAAGGGUCAAGUCCGUUCACUGCUGCUUCCACAAAUGUGGGCAGGAAUGUUACCUUUUGUCCUACAGUUACUCUGUUGGAAACCACUGGCAGUUUGGAAACCACUGGCAGUUUGGAAACCACUCGCAGUUUGGAAACCACUGGCUUAGACCACCCUAGACCACUCUUACAGUUAAUCAUAUUUUUUUGCCCAGUCCCUGUGGCAAGGCAGACACGCAUAAUAAAACACUAUCUCUUAAUGUCCCAGGAUCGACAGUGCCGAGGUGGACCACAGUGAGAAUGAGGAUAUCACGGUCGUGAAUAAUCCGGCUGCUCAGGAUGGCGACAGCAAGCCCGGCCGGGGACGCAAACGAGGGGCCGCCGCUGCCAGCCAGGAGGACAAGGCAGGCCAGGAGGCUAAGCCCAAACGAGGGCGGAAGAAGGAGCCGGCGGCUAACACCAGUGAGGGGGAGGAGCCGUGGUCCGAGACCAGUGCCGCAGACACCACUCUGGAGACGGAAGACGAGCAGAACAAUCCUCCCAAAAGAGGUCGCAGGGGACGGCCCCUGAAGGUGCCAUUUUGUUUUUUAACCCCGGUUGCCUUAUUUUAAUGGGGAAGUUCAGGAUUUUACAACUUGAUUUUAGUGGCCCAUAGACUACUUUCAGGGUGAGGAACCAUCUAACAUCAAGUUGUAAAAUCUUGAACUUCACACUUAAUGGUUGCUAUCCAACUUAUCUUCAACACAGAUCACAUAAUUUAUCAGAUCUCACAAUACUCAGAGAAGUGUUUAUACAGACCAUCUUAAUAGCGCCACUGCUAUAAAGAUGGUCUGGAAAGCAACUAAUGUUUACAACAAGACUGUGGGUCUUGUUGCGGUUGUUUGAUCUGUUCUUGUAUUUAAUACUUUUACACUAUAAAGUGUUCUUGAAAGUUAGUUGGAAUAAAAUAUAUUAUUAUCAUUAUUGAGGCUGCUAAGGCCAAGGAUGACACACUUACCAAGGGCACGAGGGGCCGAAAGAAGGCUGCUUGUCAAGCUGAGGAGGAGGAAGAGGAGCAGGGAGAGGAAGAAGAUGGAAGCAGUGAGAACAUGGAAGUGAAGGCCACGGUGCAGAGAGGAGGCAGGGCACCACGGCGGUCGCAGCAGAGGUGAGAUCCCUCUGGAUUCUGAUCUAACUAGUAUUAUAGUCUACUAAUGACUUUUUGAAUGACUAAUUGUAGAUUGCCGCAGAGCCGUAUGUGGCUCUGGAGCCGCGGGUUUCAGGUCCCUGGUCUAGAUGGACACAUUGACAGGUUGAUAAAUCCAUAGCCAACUCCUAACAUGCUCCCAAGGUGUGUAUAGGGAAUCUUUUGUGACAUUUUGUUGCUGUUUGUGUUUUUUUACAGAGUGGAGGCCUCAAAGGCCACAGACGACUCUGCAGAAUCCACUCCACAGAAAAGACGGGGGAGACCUCCCAAAUCACAGCAACAGCCAGCCAAGAAAAAUCUGUAACUCGUGUUGCAUUUUCUUCAAAUUCAUUCAUUAGCCUUUAUAUUUUGAAUUAAUUCAGUGCCUUGAGUUGCUGUUUGCAGGUUUUUGUUUUGACUUGACUUCAAUGUAAACCCUUACACUCAGUGAGUAGCAGGCUGUUGUUUCGCUGUAGUACAAUGACCUGCUGUGUGUUUCAGUAAAGAGAACAAGUCCGAGGUGGAGGAGAUGGAGAUGUCUCAGAGUCAGGAAGAGGAGGAGAGCAAGACCACACCCAAAGUAAGUAGACCCACCCCUCACCUCCCCCUCAACCUCCAGUCCCCGCCUCACCCUACACUCUCAGCCCCCUCCCCUUACCCACCUCGUCACCCUCCUUCAUGUCCUCCUCCACUCCCUCACCCACCUCAAUGUGCCAUCUCUCAGCUGUGCUGGUAACAUCUUUAUAUAUGUCUAUUGGACUUUCUAACCAGGAUCUCCAUGCUGUUGUUGUCCCCAGGUGCAAAGGAAGACGGGCAGGAGAAGAUGAGACAGAGAGCGUGUUUUUUCUCCACUGUCAGGAGGACUGUGACCAGGAGAAUGAGGACAGAUGGAGAGGAGCUGUACAUGCAUGUGUCCUUGAUGUUCAGUUGUUAAGCUUUGCCACACACACAUCCACCUUGGUUUGUCUAACGUAGUUAUGUGUGCCGCCGACCACGUGAACGAUCCAAACUGAUGAAAAUAAAUGUAAAUAGUCUCUCUUGGCUUUUUUUCCCCCUGUGCUGGGGAGGCAGUUGUGUAGCUUUUAUCUCCCAGCUUUAAGAUAUCGCAUCAGCUCUAACUGUCAUAGUGAAUGUUUGGAAUCAACUCAUUUUUCAGUAUUUUUCAGGUGCUUUUUUCUGUAUCGUUCUGUGACGAGGGAAAAACAGUGUUGUAGAUUUUAUUUGUUAAGUUUAUUUUUUAAUUCGUUUUUGUUACUUCGUUUGUGUACUCCUGUUUGCAUUAUAUUGUGCAUGUGCAAAGGUGCCAAUGCAGAAUAAGAUUAAAACAAGUGAUCAAUCCAAGAUUAAAUCAAGUAUUUGGUCCAUUUUGCUGCCCAGUAUUGUUUUAUCAGUGUUUUGAGACGGAGAAAGAAGAGUAUUAAAUAGAAAAUAAUACAAUUUCAACUAAUUGAAAUUUGUUUUUGGCUGUGUGCAGAGAGGAAAUGCAAUUUCCUCAUACAUUUUUCCAGUCUGUUUAAUCAAUAAAAUAUUCUAUAUGAAAUA